This is a messenger RNA of Xyrichtys novacula (pearly razorfish), 46641 nucleotides long. NCBI's taxonomy places the organism in Eukaryota, Metazoa, Chordata, Actinopteri, Labriformes, Labridae. The record is from the annotation of a GenBank genome assembly.
GAUCAACUGUCGCUGUCCGGUGAGGGUGGUGCUGAAAUCAGAGCGCUCUCUCUCUCUCCCUCUCCUUCUCCUUCUCCCCUCCCACCCACCCUCUCUCUCUCUCUCUCUCUCUCUCUCUCUCUCUCUCUCUCUCUCUCUCUCUCUCUCUCUCUCUCUUUUCCUCUCCGUGUUUCUGUUUCGCCGCCGAUCGACCGACACUUGCAGCCAUUUUCCGCAGGACGAACCCAAUCAUGUCGUGAGACGAAAUCUCGCUGGUCACCUGGGCAGAGCCAGCAGCCCUCCUCCUCCUCCUCCGCGCGUCCCGGUGGUCGCGCUUCACAGGCGGGCAGGCAGGGCACCGGUCAAAAUGGUGAAGAGGAAAAGCUUGGACGAGAACGAGCCGGAGUGCGGGAAAGGGAUCCCGUUCCCCAUCCAGACCUUUCUGUGGAGGCAGACCAGGUUGGUGUGAGCAGAAUUGAUAACAGGUGUUUGACACAAAUACGGAUUUGACAGCCAGCGGUGUCAAUGUCGCUGCUUCUCUGCGCCUUAUAGACAUUAAAAUAGAUAAGACAAUUGGAAAUAAACAAUGAUUAUUGUGCAGCUGAGCAGUGUCUUAAACGGAGGAAGGUGAUCUGCAUGUUCUCCGGCUGCAGAUUGCAUGAUGUCACACCUGUAUAACAAAUUUACACGGGAAGUGGGCCAAGAAAGAAUGACACCUUGUGGAUUUUCUGCAAAAAAAAUGAAGGCUGACAUGUUUUUUUUCUUCAAAACCUGAAAUGACAUUGAAGAUUUAACCUUCAUUUGGGGUUUGUUUUUCACCUUUCAGUGCAUUCCUGCGCCCAAAGUUGGGGAAGCAGUAUGAAGCAUCUUGCGUGGUGAGUAAUUUCAUAAUGCAAAUAUGCACAAUGCAGUAGAAUAAUCACCCCUCGCUCUGUUGUAAUCUCUUUUCACCUUAAUGCACCUGCAAAUCAAGUGGGCUCUUGAUUUUACAUUUGGCAAAUUAGUUUUCCCCCCCCUGCUUCCUCCUAUUACCCCAGAGCCAGACCUCUCGGAAACUCAUAUCCAUAAUGACGGCUUCUCCAGAUCCCUCUGGAUCAAAACAGAGCUGCCUCUGUCUUUCCCACAGGCGCUGCCUCGCUCGGGGGCCAUGUGGGACAUUUAGAUAGUCAAAGAAAGCAGCUUUAGAUCCUUGCCUGAUGCCUCUCUCUCUCUCUUUCUCUCUUUUUCUCUCCUUUCUCUCGUCUCUGGCUGCCUCCCCAGUCCUUUGAGCGUGUGCUGGUGGAGAAUAAGCUGCACGGGUUGUCGCCGGCCCUGUCAGAGGCCAUCCAGAGCAUUUCCCGCUGGGAGCUCGUCCAGGCGGCGCUGCCUCAUGUACUCCACUGCACCUCCAUCCUGCUGUCGAACAGGAACAAGCUGGGUGAGGACGCGCAGGACAUGCAUUAGUGCAGCUUCAGGCAUCAAGUUGGCGGGCUUUAUCUUCUUACAGUCUUAGAUGGCUCAGUUUGCGGCCUUAUUGGAAACAGACGUUAACAUUUAAUAUUUAUAUGAAAUAUUAAAAUAAAAAAGGGAAAAUUUCUCCUUAUCAUACUGCUCAUACUGUCCAAAAUCAAACAUUUUAUCCCACGUCUUCAACUGAGUCAUGUCCUUAGCUGUUUGUCGCCCAUUCAUCACCCCUCUAAUCAGCCCUCACCAUUAACCUCUGACCUCUGACCCCAAAAGGUCACCAGGAUAAGCUGGGCGUGGCUGAAACCAAGCUGCUCCACACGCUGCACUGGAUGCUGCUGGAAGCCGCCCAAGAGUGCAACCACGAGCCGAGCCUGGGCCACGGGUGGUCCGCCGGCAGCAGCAGCAGCGCCUUCCUCCAGCCAGUGGGGAACCAGGGGUCGUCUCCCGGGGCGCCCGGCUCGUGCUCCGGCUCCGCCUUAGGGGGGUCGGGGCCUCAGCACAGCGGGUCGCUGCUGGAGGAGGAUGAACACGCUCGUACCAAGCUGUUCCACAAGAGUAUGGCGACGGUGGAGCUGUUUGUGUUCCUGUUUGCGCCGCUUAUCCAUCGGAUAAAGGUCUGUACCCGAGAGAAGGAAUCUAAACAUCCUUUUAAAACACUUCUGUAAAAGAAAAGUCUGAUUUUAGGAUCUGAUUUUGACUCUUCAUCAACAGGUAUCAAGAUUUUUGGUCAGUGGUAGUUUGGGGUUUUUAAGUUGCCAUGAUCUCGAAGGAGGAAUAAGGAGGCAUAAGAGGGAUAAGGAGGAACGAGGAGGGAUAAGGAAGCAUAGCAGGAAUGAGGAGGCAUAGGAGGGAUGAGGAGGCAUAGGUGGGAUGUGGAGGGAUGAGAAAGCAUAGGAGGGGGGGUGUAGGAGAAGGCAAAGGAGGGAUGAGGAUGGAUGAGGAGGUGUAGGAGGGAUAAGGAGGCAUAGGAGGUAUGAGGAGGAAUAGGAGGGAUGAGAAGGCAUAGGUGGGAUGAAGUGGAAUAGAAGGGAAGAGGAAGCAAAGAAGGGAUGAGGAGGGAUGAGGAAGCAUAGGAGGAUAAAGAGGGAUAGGUGAGAUUAGGAAGCAUAGGAAGAAUGAGGAGGCUUAGGAGGGAUGAGGAUCAAUGAGGAGGUGUAAGAGGGAUGAGGAGGAAUAGGAGGGAUGAGGAAGCAUAGGUGGGAUGAAGUGGAAUAGAAGGGAAGAGGAAGCAAAGAAGGGAUAAGGAGGCAUAGGGGUAUAGGGAGGCAUAGGAGGGAUGAGGAGGGAUGAGGAAGCAUAGGAGGAAUAAGGAGGGAUAGGUGGGAUUAGGAAGCAUAGGAAGGACGAGGAGGCUUAGGAGGGACGAGUAGGCAUAGGAGGGAUGAGGAUGGAUGAGGAGGUGUAAGAGGCAUGAGGAAGCAUAGGAGGGAUGUGGAGGAAUAGGAGGGAUGAGGAAGCAUAGGAGGGAUGAGGAGGCAUAGGAGGAAUGAGGAGGUGUUGGAGGGAUGAGGAAGCACGUUUCCAGAUUCUGUAGAUGAUCAGAUCCUGAACGUCUUUGAAACUGUUGAACUGUUCGCUCACACAGUCUCUCACUUUCGCCAUCUUAAGAGACUGGAAACGCCGUCGUCUGCCUCGUUGAUGUCACUGACCUGCUUUUUUUAACCACAGGAGUCCGACCUGACCUUCAGACUAGCCAGCGGUCUUGUGAUAUGGCAGCCCAUGUGGGAGCACCGCCAGCCCGACAUCCCCGCCUUCACCUCCCUCAUCAAACCCGUCAGGAACAUCGUUACAGGUGGGGAAAGACAAAUCCUCACCAACAGCCGUAUAGAUCUCCUCUAAAGGGUUAAUCUAUUUUUUGCUUGUUCCUAAUUGAGACGUGUAAUCCGCUACGCUUGUCUCAACAGCCAAGAGGAACUCCCCAGUCAACAACCAGUGCAGCCCCUGUGGAUCUAGCAACCCAGGUCCCACGGUGAGUGAGCGUUUUUAGCUCAGCUGUUGAUUGAACGUGCUCAGGCAGGAGUCUAAGGGCUUCUUCCCUUCCCCCCCUGCAGCAUCCCCUGAGGAUAGCUGCUCAUAUUCAUUAGCAUUUGUCAUCUGGGAGCGCUGGAGUGGUUAUCCAGGGUCAUGACAGAAACCUCACUCCAACCCUCACAGCCCUUAAUUAUCCAGGAUUGUCCGUCUGUUUGUUCAUCUACAGUAUCUGUCCAUCUCUCUCUGCCGCCCACAGGGCUUCCAGGUGGUCUGCGAAGCCGCCCAAUCCGAUUCCUCCUCCCCCUCGGCAGGGGAGCAGAGCUGUCGUCGUGGUAACUCGGUGGAGAAAGGUGGCCCUUCUCAGCAACCCUCGGCGGUGAAAGGGCCUUCCAAGAAAAAGUGAGCAAUGCUAAUCAAUUUAACCACACGAGGCGGCGAGGAUUGUCCAUGAGUGUGUCAUUGAUUUCACAUGUAGGGGUUUUAGCUUCACGCUAAUUAAAGCCAUUUGUUGGGCUGGAGGAGGAGAUGUCAUAGAUUGUGUAAACGCAGAAAGAACAUGCAAAACCCAUGAGACACUUUACAAUAACCAUAACUUAUAAAUGGUAAGCAGAUGGUUUUUUUAAAUGUUUAAUCAUUAUUUAUAAAGAGCAUAUAGACCAUUGAUAAAUUGUACAUUUUUCACUUAUAAAAACCUAACCCUAACCCUAAAGGUCCUUACACACCGGGAACGACGCAAAUAUACGACACGAAAUUACGAAAUAUUCGAAGGCGAAUUUCGACACGCCUGACUAUACACAUCAAGCGCAAUGUGAUUUUGCGACUCUCUGGGGGGAAAAAAAGACUGACACAACAGCAGACUGAGUGUUUUUCAGUUCUGAUUAGACUCUAGUGUUGAGAUGUCUGUCUGUCAUGAUAGCAUGUACUGAGUCGGGGCCAGUACCAGAUAAGAACAUUAAACUAUAAUCCAUAAAUGUAAGGUAACAACCGAGACCUAAUGGUGCUGUGACAGUGAAAAUACAUAUGGUAUGUUGAAUCUGAACAGGUUAGCUUACGAGCUAAAGUUACUUAGCACAGAUGAAAGUUAAAACAAAGACAUUUAGCAAACUGUUAAAACACACAAACCAUCGUCAUAUGAGAAAUCCGACGCUAUGACUCUCCACAAGUUGUCCUUCAGGUCGUUAUCUUUGUAAUAUUUGUUCUCCGACACGUGAACAAUCAGCUGGUCGGCCAUGUUGGAUAUACAACAACACGGUCGCAACAACACGAAAUGUGAUUGGUCAGAAGUGGACACACAGUAUGUGAAACUUUAGAAAAAUCGAUGCAAAAAAAUAAAUGCUGCAAUACCGCAGGACAGGAAAACGUCGCUGAUGUGAACGCUUGUAUUGACAGGAUACGGGUCCGAAAAAAAAUAUUGACGUCUGAAAUAAUCGCACGAAAAAAAACGCUCCCGGUGUGUAAGGAACUUAACCCUAACUUUACAAUAACCAUCUAAGUAAUGUUUAUAGGUGGUUUAAAAACUAAAUAUUAACCAUUUACAAAGUGUUACAGACACAUAUUUUAACCUAGAUGUUUAACAAUCAAUAUUUAAACCCUAUAUAAACCUUUUAAUAAAUAGUCCAUUGAUAAUUAACUCUUUAAUGCCUUUUGUAUCAUAUUUGAUACAUACUUCUAUCAAAUCAAUAUGAUCAACAAAUAACUAAAAAAACACCUGAAUACUGUCCGAUAAAUGAUAAAAAUGUCCACUGUGUUUUAUCAGUUUCCAAAAACAUCUAAUGUAUCAAACAAGAUAAAUAAAUAUAUAUAUUUGUUAAAUUUUAAGGACAUUUUGAUAUUUUUGGUUUUCAGUAGUCAGUGAAAUAAACAUUUCAGCUCCGAAAAAUUGAAUUUUCUGGCCAUAAUUUGUGGUUUCAGGCAUUAAAGGGUUAAUGGAAAUUACUAAUCAUAAUUUCAUUGCUUGUUAAUGAUAAAGUAACUAUUAACUUAUAUUAAUAAACCAUCUAUUUGUUAUUUAUAACUGGCCUAUAUGCUGUUUUUAAAUGAUUAAACAUUAAUAAACUAUCUAUUUACCAUCUCUAAAUUAUGGUUAUUGUAAAGUGUUACCAACUCUUUUCUUGCAGCAGUAACAGCUGAUUUUUUUUCCCAUCACCAUAUCUCAAGGGAGUAAAACCACGCCGUCAAACCAUAUUUUAAACAUCACUGUCGUUCACAAAAAUCAAAACAUGAUUUAACUCCGUCUCUGAAAGCUUGCUUUAAUGAAUAAUUUGUCCACCAUGUAUCCCAGAUGCUGCUGCAGCUUCGGUGCAGAACUUCACUGAUUUAUAAGUGACCCGCACUGACACCAAGCUGGUGCCAUCAUCUCGUUGAUGGCUAAACAUUCAUCCCUGCGGCGGCGUCUGUCCAAACACACUGCACAGCGCCGCUUUCUUGUCAAAGAGCCGGCGUAUACGAAUAACUCCUCCUUCCCCUGUGUAACAUUUCGCUCUGAGCACCGUCAACACACACAGACAUGGAUAGCCUCUUCUCGUACAUGAGCAUUAGAUCCAUGUGACGUUUGCCUGCAAAACAGGGUAAUUAUGCUGAAGUAAUGUGCUACAUGUCUGAUGCUGGCAGUGUCCCUGGCCUGGCAUGACACGGCGACGGUUCGGUUUGGUCUGCCCACAGCGAGUCUGCCGUUUUUGGACAUCGCUGCCAGGCUAAAGGCUCAAUCUGUGCUUGUUUUGGCAUCGAUGAGACAGCUCCGUCCAGUUUGGCUGGAGGCAAAUGUGGAGAUAGUUUUGAUACCAGUUUUACCUUUUCUGAUAAUGAGCAGUCAGUGGUUGUGUUGAACUCUGAGCAUCUGAUAUCAUUGUUGUAAAAUUAGAGGAUUUUACUGUUUUGGAUGUUUCAGACCCUUUUUCUCGAAUAGUAUCAUGAUGGUCGACUGAUAUUAAGAUCAUGACUUUUUAAAAUGACAUGAUUUCUGGACACUGAUUGUCUAAAUACCUGUGUUUUCCCCCACACUCUAUUCCCCACACUUGCUUUUCUUGAUGCAUCAACCUAAUGGGACCAAAUUCACAGUCUAACCUUAGACAUGACUACAGCUUGUUUUCACUGUCCAUCCAAGGGCUGUAAAGUCCUAGUUGACUGGUCAACUUUUUGGUCGAUACAUGCCAAAUUUCGGAUCGACUCAAUUUUUUUCCGGCGUCAAUUUACAGUCUCUCCAAGUCCUCUUUUUUUGUGCAGCUCCGUUUUAAAAGUUAUUAUAGGGUUCAUGUUUUCUAUGAUUGACACUUGAUUUGGGGGGUUUCAGGAAAUGAAGAAGAAUCGCUUUUUGGCUUCAAAUCAGUUUACUGGCAGAAAGCGGAACCAAGUUGUCCAUAGUAUAUACAAUCUAUGAGUCCGUCUCAGAACACCCCGCUUGUUUUUGCCAUUUUGGAUUCACCCAACCUACUAGAGACAGAAAGAUUGAAGAGUUAAUCAACGUCCGGUGGUUUGCUGAAUAUAAUAUUUGUGUUUAAUUGCCUUCUUGUGCUGAUAUUAGUAUAUUUUUUGAUUCGUCGAUAUUUGGUCGAAAAUUUCAGGGUUAUAGUCGACCAAGAAUUUAAAGCCCUAGUUAGUCUCCCUCAUUUUAUUUUCAUUCCCUAGAAGAUAAAUCUCAGCGUUCGGAAAAUAAGUCUCCACUUUUGCAUCCCGCACUUCCUAAGGCGGCUGAUUUCUGUCGUCAGGUUCAUCACAUGUAAUCUGUCAUCGCCCUGAAUCACCCACAAAGCGGGUGGGAGAAAUGUGAAUGUGGAAGAAAAGCACAGAGGAGGUCUGUGAGCCAUCCUAUUGCUCAUUACCCGUCACCGCUCGACUCGUUCUGACAACCAAACUAGUCACUCCAGUGCUUCUCCUCAUCCCUCUGACAGCUAGCAACCAACUGCAAGUCAAAAUAAGCCUGAAAUCUACCCCCCUUCCCCCCAAGCUGGCUAUAUUUUGAUACACUCCAGCACCAAAGGGGUUUUCGAGCAGUCACAUGGUUAUGCAGAAAAAAGGGAUAAGAGAUUUAUCCCUAUUGUUUCACUGCACACAUACGACAAUGAGGGAUUAAUUGCUCUCUUAUCUGGGAGGUUGUGUGGUAGAAAAGUGAGCAGAAUGUAAAUUAGAUUUGCAGGAUGAGAGUAUUUUUGACUUCCCAGGGGAUUUGGAGGACUUGAUUUUACGCUUAUAGAGAGAAAGAUGCAGAUGUAAACCCGACGACUGGUCUAAAAUUACUCUUUGAACAUGUUUUUAAUUUCUCAAAUAUUGUCGGAGGUCUUAUCCAAUCUCAUCUUUCUGCGCUGUGACACCCAGAUGAAACCAUUUCCAUCAUUCAGCUCCUCUGAUUAAUGCCGCUUACUCAUCCUGCAUCGCGAACGCCGCUGAUGCCUAUGCCGAUGCUGUUUCCAAGGCAACCGCUGGCUCCUUACCGCAUCCCCUCUCCUUACCGCAUGGAGUCGGGGGGCUGGGCCUUUCUUACCUCUCCUCUCCUCCGAGAGGCUCCGGGGCGGCUGUCGUCACUCGGUCUCUGUGGCAACCUGACACAACAGCAGCAGCAGCAGAAGCAGUGUGUGUGUGUGUGUGUGUGCACAGUGUGUGAGUGUCCAUGUGAGUGUGUGUGUGUUGGCUAGACAGUGAAACAUGAUACAGCCUCCCUCUGCUGUCCUCUCAAAGUGAUUCAUGUAGAUAUCGACCAUCUCUUCCUGCUCCAUUUAUUACGACAGCCAAGAUUAAAUGCCGUCCUCUCUGUUUCUUCCUCUCCCUCCCUCGCUCUCUCUCUACGUCUCUCUGUCUGUCCCUCUCCCUCACGGUAUCAAUAUGUCUCUCCUCCGCUCUGCCGCUCUCCAGCCGCUGACCUUCAUUCAGGCUUAUUUAUAGUGGACUCACGUAGGCUUAGGCUCCCUCUCUCCCUGCUCCUCUCUCCUGAUGAUGCUGGAGGGGGGCUCUGCCCUUGUUUACCAUCCUCCUUUGAUGCAUUAUUAAUGAAGCAGUGUGGCUGGAGUUGAUGACGGACUAAUAGGAUAGGAAAGGCCAUAGCAUAAUGUAAUUGUAUUUACAGCAGUUAGUUAUGUGGCAGUGCUGGAGAGACUUACCAAGCUCGUAUAUUUCACUUGGUCUUGGUACUACUGAAGAACUAGAGCACAUAUAGUAAAUAUUGAAAUUUGAACUGUGCGAUGUUUUGUCAAAAAAUGUCAAUUAGUGACAUCACAAAUUGUGAAUUAAUGGUGCGUUCAAGUUUCCUCGGAAGUCAGAUGGCGGAGCUGGGAAUGACGUCACACCUGAGUUACCAUCGUUUCAGUUACCAAGUCGGAAAAAAGCAAAAUCAGAGGUGGAAAUAAGAUGGCUACAUCUACAAAUGUUAUUUUAGCGCUUGCCUUGUCCGAAUAUAAGCAACUUCUGGACAAAUAUGCGGUGAUUGAAGAGGCAACAGCCUAUUGUUUCUGUUUAAGUAUUUCAUUGUUUACAAAAAGUAUUGAUCGUCGUUUGAUCGGUCAUCAGUUAAUAACGGGCCGGUGCUCUUAACAACUACAACCGCUCAUUUUGUCAAUUAUAAGUUGAAAUAAACAAAAAAACACCGUCUGAAACUACUAGGCUACGGUUAGCCGUUGUUAGCCACUGUUAGCACGGCUUUAUAGUUCACAUAUACACAUGAAAAAUGUAAAUGACACUAUGACAGCAUUUAAACAACAAAACAACAAUAAAUAGUGAAUAGUCAACUUACUGUUACAGUCGGCGCUGCCAUCUUUAAAAGUCAACUCGUGGGCUGUGCUGAUCAUCCCACUUUCCAUGUCGGAAAUCUGACCUCAACGUUUGUUCCAGUUGAAAGUUCUAUCUCAGAGCUCAUAAAUUCCUACCUCCAAACCAACUGGAACGCACCAUGAGUUAAAAGAGAAUAACAGACAAAGUACCUAAUGUGAUAAAACAUACAAUUGAACAGAAAUCGCUGCCAUUACGGAUGCAGUGGAAACUCAAGGUUGUCAGUCAUAUCUCAUGAAUUUGUCAUUUUACACAUAAAAACAUGAUUUUGUAGAUUGGCAACAGUGGAGGAGUCUACUAAAAACAAAAUAAUACCACCUUAUUAUUAUAAUAUCACCCCUCAGGACAUCAGCCCCUGCCGGUCUGCCGACCUCCCUCUCCCAAAGAGCGCGUUACGCCACAUACUUCGACGUGGCCGUCCUGCGAUGUCUGCUGCAGCCGCACUGGACAGAGGAGGGCGUGCACUGGGCCCUGAUGUACUACCUGCAGCGCCUGAGGCAGAUCCUGGAGGAAAGACCGGAGCGUGUCCCCGAACCCUUGGUCACGCCUUUACCACGGCCACGCAGCAGCUCCAUGGUGGCUGCCACGCCAUCACUCGUCAACACACACAAGACGCAGGUAAUGUGACGUCAUGAAAGAUGAUGAUGAUCAGGCUGCUGUUACCGUGACGUUAUGUUCACCCUCUGCUCUGUCUUGCAGGAUAUGAGCCUAAAAUGCAACGAGGAGGGAAAAUCUCUCAGCACAGAGACGUUUGCGAAGGUUUCUCUGACCAAUCUGCGGCGACAGGCGGUCCCUGACUUGGCCUCUGACCUGGGCAUGAACAUCUUCAAAAAGGUCAGUUGGGUCCCUGUCCGUGCUAACAUGCUGAGAUGUCAUUUUCAGCUCGAGGGAUUUGAAAACAACAGUUUGUUUAAGAGGCUCUUGUAUUCCAGUUUAAAAACCGCCGUGAGGACCGCGAGAGAAAAGGCUCCAUCCCUUUCCAUCACACCGGUAAGAAGCGUCAACGCCGUAUGGGUGUUCCUUUUCUGCUCCAUGAGGACCACCUGGACGUCUCACCAACACGCAGCACUUUUUCCUUUGGGAGCUUCUCCGGCCUGGGCGAUGAUCGGCGGGCUCUCGACCGUGGCGGCUGGCAGGCCACCAUCAUGGGUAAGCAGAAGGCCAAUCAUCAGUCUUUCUUUCCUCUCCUUCUCUGAAACCCACUUUUUUUAACUCCUUUCUAGGCAAAUUCACACGGAGAGGCAGCACAGACACGGCUGCAGACGCGGACAGCCUGAGUGCGAAACAUUCCCACUCCCAUCACUCUUUGCUCCGAGACAUGCCUGACCAUUCCAACAGCCACAGCGAUAACACCGUCAAAGAGGGUAAAGCCUUUGAAAGUUAUUCCAACCCAGAUAUUUUCAGUCUCUUUAGAAGUCAGAAGUGUGAUCCAACCCAUCUCUCCACUAACAGUCCGAUCCCAGAUCUCCACAAUCACCAUGGCCGCGUUCAACACCACCGUGGCGUCCUUCAACGUUGGUUACGCCGACUUCUUCACCGAGCACAUGAAGAAACUCUGCAACCCUAACACCGUCCCUGAGCUCCCUGUAGAGCCUCUGGCCUGCACCAACCUGCCACGCAGCUUCACCGACUCCUGCAUCAACUACUCCUGUCUGGAGGAGGGCGAGAACAUCGAGGGGACCAACAACUUUGUGCUGAAGAACGGCAUGCUGGACCUCACUGUGAGUUCUUGGCAUUCUGAUGUAAGCUACGGAAAAUCAACAGAUGAAUGUUUAUAGAUGAUUCCUACUUGUUGUAUUCCAGGCCGUCUUGCGAGCCCUUUACGCCGUCCUCAGCCACGACAUCAGCUCCAGGAUCUGCGACGUCGCCCUCAACAUCAUCGACUGCCUCCUGCAGCUGGGUGUGGUCCCUGGCAUGGGCAAGAAGCUGUCCAAGCAAGGGGACAAGGAGAACCAGGAGGCGCGCUCCAAAGACUCGUCCAGUCAAGGCCUCAUGGGAGGCGCCCAGGGAGGCGGGGCGGUUCCUGGAGCUGGAGCAGGCGGAGGGGGAGAUGGUGGCGGGGGCGGAGGAGGAGGGGGGAGCGGCGGCGGGAGCGGGCAGGGGAGCAAGGAUGAUGUGAAGAAUAACAAGGACAGUGAUAAAAAGGUGCGCUUCCACUGUUUCCUCACUUCCAAACUCAGCUCUGUCUGAUCUUUUCAAAAUAAAACUCUGUAUUUGUUUUGACUCGAAACAGGAAGAGGGUUCCAGCUUCAGCACACACCGCCUGGCUCUGACCAUGCUCAUAAAGAUCGUGAAGUCUUUAGGCUGCGCUUAUGGCUGCGGGGAGGGACACCGGGGUUUGUCCGGGGACCGCCUCAGGAUGCAGGUCAGACUCUUAUUCCGUCCCUAACUGAUCUCCUCUGCGUUGGUCCACUGUUCCCACAAAUCAGCACAGUCCCAGUGCCUAACACGCUACAUUCAUUCACUAUGAAAUAUUAACUGUAAUGCUCCGUCAGUGUGGUGAAAGUUGCAUGAGAGUGAAAUGAAUCCGAGUGGAGGGAAGCAGCAACAGAAGUAUUUCUCAAACAAUUAAAGGCACGGUUGACGAUCUGAGAUGCAGUUGAAAAAAACUGAGCCGUUGAGGCAGAUUUGAAAAAAGCGUCCCUGUAUCGCCCUCCCCACAACAUACCCCCUCUGGCAGAGCAAGAAGCCGGCCGCCAGAAGAUCCUACGCUAGCUUCAAAUAGGUUUCACCAUGUCGGAUUGUUAGUGACUAGCGGCAGUAAACACCAGCUCUGUUAGCGAGCGCCGUCUGCAGCUGCCUGGACAGCUACCAUGUUGACAUCGCAGAGACUAAUCAGAGUUAUUUAUGUAACAUGUGCCACGAUAAAAGGCGAUAAAAAUGAUCUGUUCAACAAAGGGCAAAGUCUUUGACUCCGCCCUUUCUUCUGUUGGCUUGCGUUUUCUUCCCACUUUUGGUGGUGGGGCAAGCAGAAGUGGGUUUUUUUUGCGUCCUUCUCCAUCACAGCUCCUGUAGCUAAGCUGGGAGGGCCGGGAGAGUGGGAGGGGAUGAGUCAGAACUAUGGGAAAGGGGUGUGUUGAAUAUAGCGAGAUGAUUUGAUGUAGAGGCGGAGCAGGAGAUUGACCAAUAGAAGCUGUCCGGGAUGGAUGGCUCCCAUUGGUCAAUGUUUUUGCAGCCCUGCACCUGCUAGGGUGAACGGAUUUUUUUUCUGUUGUUUUUUCUCUUCAUUUCGUGGAGAUCGCACUAUAGGAUUAUGAUCACCAUAGAAAUUAGUUUCAUAAUAAUUACCAAUCUCUACAAUGGUCAACCAUGCCUUUAAAUUGGGUUUGUGAUAUUUCUAUAAUUCACUUCAUUUCCUGACGUUUCCUCGUCCGUUCCUUCCUCUCAGGCCCAGAACUGCCUGACCAGCCUUUACAAGCUGGACAAGCUGCAGUUUCGACAGACAAUGCGCGAGUAUGUCAACAAAGACUCUCUCAAUAACAUUGUGGACUUCCUGCAUGCGCUGCUGGGCUUCUGCAUGGAGCCCAUCACUGACAGUAAGUAUGUGGCGCGCCUGCGAUUGGGACCGGAUGCAGAUCCAUCACAGUGUAGACACACAUAUGCACGCACAAUCAGGGUGAUUUAUUUAUUCAAUCUAUACCAACAUGCUCACAAUAGCAGUGCCCGAAUCUGUAAUGACAGCAUGUACAUCAAGCGUAGAAGAUGCUAACAUUUGCUAACUGCUGCAUUGCUGUUGUCAUAACCAAAUAGCUGCUGACAUUCCCCAUCACGCUAAGCUAAACUUUGUGUUGACUGCAAAUCGGCAAAUGUUAGCAAGCUAAUCAGAAUGAGUCAAAAUCAAUGAAUUUAAAGUCGUCAUACCUGCAAAUAUAUAUUUAUAUAUAUACUGUAGCAGUGUCAUUGUGUGCAUGUUCGCAUCAUGACGUUUUAGUUUGCUAAAUUAACCUCACCCACAUUUAGAAAACACACUCAAUAAGUCCAAAACCGAUUGAGUGAAACUGUCAGGACUCGAGCAACAAGGCCAUCUUGAUUCAAAACAGCCUCCACACUCCUGUUUCCAUGAAAACGACAACACCCAGGAGUGUGUUUGCAAAGCUGGGACCAAAUCUCAAACUCCAGCAUGGUCGACAAAGCUGAAUUGUACUAACGCUGUCUCACCCCGCACUUCGACUUUGCAUUCCAGCGCUAUCUCUGUUUAUAUAUCUGUUUCCCCUUUUCCUCCUCCCACUCGUCUCUGCUUGUCUUUGUCCCUUUUUCGUUGUCCUCCUCCUCCUCCUCCUCCUCCUCCUGCUUCCAUCCCUCCUCUUUUUUCACCAUCCUCUUUUAAUUGAGCUGAAUCCUACCUUCCUUACUCACUCAUCCAUUCCGUACACUUGCCAAUCCAGAGCUUUACCCAUUGCAUCUCUGCUCAAUCGGCGGCUUUAUUGCUGAGCAUUGAGACACAUCGUACAUGCCAAUUCAGUUUUGCGCUGAAAUCUAAACUGUUUACGACAAAGUGACGACAAUUACCCAGAAACGUUUGGCAAGUUACUGAACAGAUGAGUGUUUUUAAUCUGAAAGUGACCAGGGCACCUUGUUAAGUUAUGUGGUGUGUGUGUGUGUGUGUGUGUGUGUGUGUGCGUGCGUGUGUGUGUGUGUCUCAAGUUCACCUCUGUUGGGAGGUGGGGGUGCCCCGCCCUUUCUGACACCGCGUACAUGUCUGUGCUGGCCUGACUGUCAAUCAACUUGUGCCCCGCCUCUUUUCUCUUGCAGAGUACGGCAGUGCAGGUGAGAGGUCCAGGAGGGCGAAAAAAAGAAACAUCGGUAGAUACACAUGAUCAAUAAUCAAUCAAUAACAAUUUUAAGCUUUAAAAUGAGUAUUCUGACCUGAUUAGACCUUUCCCAAGGCACCGCUUCCAUCGCUGCACCCCUCACUCAAAACUCGCCUGCAACUUCAAAUUUAGGCCGAUCCAGAGCUCAUAUCUCCUGCCUAUAAAUCUAAGCGGACCGAGAGAAUAAGCCCCUUACCUUUUUGCUUUUAUAGCAGGCCUUAGUCACUUGCAUGUAUUCUUUAUCCCUUUCCCAGAACCCUUUUCAGUUGGCUUCUCCCCCAUUUGCUUUAUGGAUCCUUUUCCUUUGCCCCCUUUCCUCCCCCUCUUGUUGUUUGGGCUCACUGUUUUUAUAUCCAAGCCGGUCAGUUGUCAAUAAUGCUCUCUUCCCGCUGACUAAACCUCCCCCCUGUGUGAUCCGUGGUCUCUCCCGCCUCCCUGUUGCUUCCAGACAAGGCGGGUUUCGGCAACAACUUCACAACCGGAGACAACAAGUCGGUGGCGCAGAACAUGGAGGCGGUGGUGGUGGGCUGCAUGUUCAAGUCGCUCAUCACCCGCUGCGCCUCCACCACACACGAGCUGCACAGCCCGGAGAACCUGGUGAGUGGUGUGAGGAAUCAUUCGUCCAUCUGCCUCUGUGUUUGUUUUUCGUUUUCCCUGUAAGCCUCCGAGGCUUUGAUUCGGGCUGUGAUCCACGAAUCAGCUGCACUCCCAUUAGAGUCAGACUCUCUUCUUCCUCUUUGGAGGCAAUUGUAGUUUAAUAAUUAAAGACUCAUUUCCUACUGAGCCAGAAGAACAAUCAUUCACGCUGUCUUUGUUAAAGCCUCGUCAAACAGGAGGAGUUGGACUUUAUCUCGCUUUGUGAAUGAGCUAUUCCCACUUCUCUGCUUGAACUGAAAUUUCUCGCACCUUUUUGUUAUAAUUUUGUUAAAUUUUUUUAGGAAACAUCGCCUGAUCUUUAAAAAAGCAGGUUUGACUCUGUAUAGAUCUCAGAGUGUUACCUUGGAAGUCAGAUGUCCAAGCUUGGAAUGACGUCACACCCAAGUUCCCAGCGUUUCAGUUACCAAGUUGGAAAAAAAGCAAAAUCGGAGGCAAAAACAAGAUGGCUACAUCUAUGAAAGUUAUUUUAGCGCUUGCCUUGUCCGAAUAUAAGCAACCUCUGGACAAAAAUGCAGUCCUUCUGCAACAUCUUGUUUCCGCUGCCGAUUUCACUUUUUUCAUGACUUGGUAAAUGAAACGCCGGUAACUCGGGUGUGACGUCAAUCCGAGCUCAGACAUCUGACUUCCAAGGUAACUCAAACGCAGCAUUAGGUUUGCUGUUUAAGACGGUCUCAUCUCUUUUCUAGUCCAGAAUACGUGCAAACCACCAAGAGAUGCAGCUGUGCAUGUUUACAUCCAGAUAGUUGAGCGUCACUUGAUUGCCAUAGCAACUUUAAACUUAAGCUGCAGAGGGUGCACUUAAACUAACGCUGCGUUCCAGUUACCUCGGAAGUCGGAUGACGACUACAUGACGUAACAUUGAGUUGAUGGUGUUCCAGUUCAUAAGUCGGAAAACUAAGAUGGACGCCUACAGUUGUUAGCUGUUGUUUACGAUUGUCAGCGGUUGUUAGCCAUUGUCAGUGGUUGUCAUUUGUUGUUAGUUGUUAUUAGUGGUUGUCAGCGGUUGUUUGUUGUUAGCCGUUGUCAGUGGUUGUUUGUUGUUAGCCGUUGUCAGUGGUUGUUUGUUCUUGUUAGCGGUUCUUAUUUAUUGUUAGCAGUUGUUAGUUGUCGUUAGCCAUUGUAUGGGGUUGUUUCUUGUUGUUAUUAGGGUUGUUAGUUGUUUUUAGCGGUUGUCAGCGGUUGUUUGUUCUUGUUAGCUGUUCUUAUUUGUUGUUAGCAGUUGCUAGUUGUUGUUUGCCAUUGUCAGUGGUUGUUAGUGGUUGUUGUUAGCGGUUGUUAGUUGUUAUUAGUGGUUGUCAGCGGUUGUUUGUUGUUAUUAGCGGUUGUCAGCGGUUGUUUGUUUUUAGCCAUUGUCAGUGGUUGUUUGUUGUUGUUAGCGGUUCUUUUUUGUUGUCAGCCAUUGUCAGCUGUUGUUAGCAGUUAUCAGUUGCUGUUAGCCGUUGUCAGCUGUUGUUAGCUAUACCAGUUGUAAACAACAUAUAUCACAGUAUUUUACUCUUUCAAACACUAUAGCACUGUGUUCACAUUUAGACGUUGGGCAGUACAACAUAAACCACUUAUUUAAUUUCUCAAAGACAAAACAGAUGCGCUAAUAAAUAAUACACUACGAGAACUUUCACUGUUACUCUUUACUGUCUUCCGAGUACAACUGGAACACAGCAUUGUUUACAUCCAGGUAGUAGAGCAUCACUUGGUUGCCAUAGCAACUUUAAACCUCAGCUGCAGUGGCCAGAGUCUGUGCUUUAACUUAGACACAUCCUAUGAUUAUUUUGGCCUUUGGUGCUUGCUUGUUUACAUCCUAUCUGUAUCAGAAAGCCUUUCUAUGAUAACACGUGUUGUUAUGUUGGUUAACUAAAUAGCCUAAAUCACAGCUGAGUGUGGUCUCCAGUUGAUUUAUCACACACAAGCACUGGCAUAAGCGAGCGAGUGAAGUGUAUAAAAGCUCUGAUUUCAGUUUCCAGUUUGUAAAUGGAGCACUCGGUAUAAAAAUACUCCUUAAAUCUCUGACAAACUUAUAAAACGGUAAAUGCACUCAUAUAUCUUCUGUGUAGAUCACUCCUCACAGGACUUCUGACCGCUCUGUUGUGCUCGAACGCCUCAAAGCUGGCAUGACUUGUGUUCGUUGGCGGAAGAUGACACAAUUUUCAAGGCAGGCUUUGUUAUGGCACCGAAUCAGAGGCCACCCACUCACAAGCUGGAGCUGGAUCCCUCACAAACACGAGCUCAUAAACACGCCACCCGCUUCUGCAUCAGCAAACAUACACGCUGUUUAAGUUUGAAGUGAGAUCAGCCCCGAUUCCACGUUCCUAGCGGUCGGUUUUGUGAUGACGUUUCCCUCUUGGCUCACGCUUCCUUCGCUCUCACUUUGUUUGCCGCCCUCUUAUUUCUCAGGGUCUGUACUGUGACAUCCGCCAGCUGGUGCAGUUCAUUAAGGAGGCCCAUGGAAACGUGUUCCGCCGGGUGGCUCUGAGCGCUCUCCUGGACAGCGCCGAGAAGGUCACAACCACCAAGAAACCCGAGGAGAAGGAAGAGACCAAACAACCCGGACCUAGGAGGUACUGGCCAAUCAGUGGCCAGAAAUGGUCUUAAUAACAGUUUGUUCUAUCCAAACACAAACCAGGAACUAAGAGAAAUCUGUGUCGACAAAUCAGAGCUCUGCUUAUCAUCACUGCUCGCUGUUUUUUAUUUUUCUAUGUUUUUUUUUCGUAUGUCCCGUCUGCAUCUGUUCUUCUUGCUUGAGCGACUGAUUCGAUGUUAUUUUUAAAUGAUGUGGCUUUGGCACACCGAGCAGCCCUGCAGGACACAGCACUGUGCUCUUGUUGACCGGGGUGACUGUUUGAAUUAAGGGUACCCUGUUAGAGACGCUUAAAGGCACAGUGGGUUAUUAAAUCCAUUCCUAAAAUUGGAUUUAAACCCAAAGCAUCAACUUGAUAUCAUAGAUGUUGAAGCAUUGCAGUUAUUAGAGAGAUAUUGUUUAAAAAAAGGAGGGUAUUUUCAGAAAAACUGCAAGAAUUUCUGAAAAUAACAGUGGAUAAAAAUAAAAAAUAACCAUGCAAAUUCUCUAAAGUUACAUUAAAAACAUGAAAAAUAUCAUAAUGAUAAAAAAAAAAGAUUGGAUGGUUUGCAAAAGUUAAAAAGACGUGCAGGUGUACAGAAAAAAGUUGCUCUCCGCUCCCUAAAACUGUUGAUAUAGAUAGAAAGCUCUGGGUGUUACCACAGACUGUAUAUAAAAUGGACACUGUCCAAGCCACUGUGAGAACAGCACCCUCUGGUGACGGGCUACAGUAUAGGUCAUAAAUCUCACCUCCUCGAGCAAUCCCUAUGGAGCUGUGGAUAAACUUUAUAAACUUAUUACACAGAAUAUACAUUUUUCUCCCCCUUGUUGCGAUGUUGACAUGUAGUUACUGUAAGACUGGUUUGUGCUCAAGUCCUCUUUAUUCUGUGCAGCUCCAUUUUUAAAAGUUAUUAGUGGGUUUAUAGUUUCUAUGAUUGACACUUGAUACAGCCUAUGGGCGUACGAAGAUUGAGUAGCUCACCCGGGGGAUACGCUGUUUUAGCCGAGCGUCAUCACAGCGACUCUCAGCAACUCUCCCACCAAAUGUGUACAAAACUACUGCGCAAGUAGUGAAGUGCGUACAAUGCUGCUGCGCAAGUACACUACUGCGCAAGUGGUGGAGUGCAUACAAUGCCACUGCACAACCACGGCUACUGCGCAAGUAGUAGCGUGGGUACAGCCCUACUGCCCAAGCAUGCCACUGCGCAAGUGGUGAAGUGCGCACAACACUAUGCCUGAGUACGCUACUGUGCAAGUAGCAGAGUGCAUACAAUGCCACUGCGCAAGUACGGCUACUACACAGGUGGUGUAUUGCGAAAAACAGUAAUGUGCAAGUAUGGCUACUGCGCAAGUAGUAGAGUGCAUACAACACCACUGCGCAAGUAUGGCUACUGUGCAAGUGUGCUACUGCGCAAGUGGUGGUUCCAGAAAGUAUAGAAAAUCCUUGAAAUACUGAGAGCAAUUUGGCUUUAAAUUCGUAUAACGAUGGAAGGCGGAUCCAAGUUGUCCAUAGUAUAUACAAUCUAUGGGUGUUACUUUUUACACAUCUUUGUAUUCACAAACGUUCCUAGACUGACUGAAAUCAAUGAAGUUAUAAGCUUAGUGAAAAAGCAGAGCAGUGUAACUGACAGGACUGAGUGUUAUUGCUUCAAAAGAGCUGCCUGAGCGCCCUGUCUGUGUGUAUUUGUGUGUAUUUGUGUGUGUCUGUGUGUGAGCGCAGGUCAGAGGCGGGUGUGUCCGGGGAGAAGGGUCAGGUGUCCAGUGCUGCAGAUGAGUGUCGCAGCUACAUCUCAAGCAGACCCCCCCAGACCCCCGAACAGUGAGUGUCCACCUCAUAUAGCACCAUGUAUGUCCAGUCCAGCGUCCAUUUGUGUGUCCAGAGAGAGGGGGAAAGAAAAAACUGCUUCUCCUGUCCGUAUGAAAAGAUUUAGUUCAAGAUGAAUCCCGUCACUCUGUCUUGGUUUCUAGUGAUGAACAGAUCCCCGGGGCUCUCCUGGGCAGGAAGGACUUUUGGAGGAAGAUGUUCAAAUCCCAGAGCGCCGCCAGCGACACCAGCAGCCAAUCCGAGCAGGACACUUCAGAGUGCACCACCGCCCACUCCGGCACCACCACCGACCGACGCUCCCGCUCCAGAUCCCGUCGAAUUUCGCUCCGCAAGAAACUGAAGCUGCCGAUCGGUGAGAAAGAUAAUAAAUCGUUCAUAUCUUACACAAAUCUGUAUUUCCACGAUCAUAUCUCUGCAUUUUCAGACUCCGUUGUCUCUUAACAUGCUGUGUUUUGUACGAAUGUCAUCGAAGUCCGAGUCACGUCAUCUCUUGGGUCUGCUCUGUGUUCCCUUUUAACGCCUCAGCAUACCGUCGGACUUCUCGCCAUCCGCUCACUCUCUCUGUCUUACGUAUGUGGAUGUGAAAUCAUCUUCAUACCGUAUCUACUUGUUUGUGUUGGACGUUCCUCCUCAUGUGCACGAUUCCUGUAUCGUCCUUCUUUCCUUUUUUGAGUUUAGACACCCUGAACCCUUUUCCCCUCAAAAACCCCCUUGUGUGUGUGUGCGCCUUCAAUACAUCCACAUCUCCGUGCUGGUGAUCCGUGUAAGUUUUCUUGAAUUUACGUCUCCAGGAAACUGGCUGAAGCGCUCUUCUCUCUCUGGACUGACUGACGGCGUCGAGGACUUGCUGGAUAUCAGCUCUGUGGAUCGACUCUCCUUCAUACGUCAGAGUUCAAAGGUCAGGAGGACGAACAGAAAACAUGUUAAUUUAGCAUCAGGACUCUUCUACUUCUGAGCCAUACUGUUGUCAUAAAAGCAGUGUGUAGUUGGGUUAACUAAAUUAAGCUAAGCUAACUAAAGAGGGAAGACGGUGUAAAUCAGCGUUUAAGGUUUUUUAUUCACAAAAAGUUAAGAGUCUCUUUGUGUUAAUGAUAUUUUUAUUUAAAUUAAAGAGUCCAAAUAAGGUAAAUAAUCACUCUCAUAUCAUUCUCAUUAUUGUGAGACUAUCCCAUCUAUAUGAGUGUGUUUUCAUUUAUUAUUGUUAUUAUCUUACAGAUCUAUUUAUUUUGUUUCAUUAUAAUUAUUACUGUUUUUUUAUUAUUACUAUUAUUAAAUCAUCUACCUAACUUUUUAUUUUUACUACAUUAAUAAAUAAAUACAUAAAUAUAUUUUUAUAUAUUUAUCAUUUUAAUUAUUAUUAAACAUAGAUGUUUAUAUGUGUGUAUGUAGAUAUGUAUGUUUAUAUACAUAUACAGUAUAUGUUUAUAUAUAUAUAUGUGUGUGUGUGUGUGUAUAUAUAUGUAUAUAUUUAUGUAAACAUAUAUGUAAAAUAAAAUUAAUAAUAAUAAUAAUAAUAAGAAUAAAUAAUUAUUCAUAUAUAUAUAUAUAUAUAAUACAAAUAAAAAGUUAGGUAGAUGAUUUAAUAUUAAUAAUGAAAAACAGUUGUAAUGAUAAUGAAAUAAAAUUAUUGGAUCUGUAAGAUAACAAUAAUAAAUGAAAACACACUCAUAUAGAUAGGACAGUCUAACAAUAACAAUAAUAAUAAUCUCCUUGUGUCGCAGGUGAAGUUCACUAGUGCGGUGAAGCUGUCCGAAGGGGGCGCAGCGGGGCCGGAGUACGGCAGGGACGAGGAGGAGAAUUUCUUCAAGCGGCUCGGUAAAUGGAGGUCUGGCAGGAGGAAUCCAUCCAAGCUUCACCACACAGAAGAGAAAGAUGGUAGACCUCCCCCACCCUGGGGUGUCCCCCCUUGCCCUCCCACGCCCCAUCGUCCUGUGUCACCUUCUCUCUCUCUCUCCCCCCGCCUCUGUUUGUCCGUGUGGUGUCGUGUCUUGUCUCGCAUCGCAGUUUCGUGGCCUGUUCUCUCUCCGUCCGCCAUAAUCCAUGUCCUGGCUCUGUCCGAUAGCUGCCUGCUACACUCUGUGAUCCUAAAUGUUGUUUUUCAACCCAUUAGUGUCUGGUUUGUGAAAAAAAAAUCUAAUUUCAAAUUCAAGGAAGUUAGGCAAAGAUAUAGAGCUAGCACAAGUCUAAAGAUUAAUAUUGAAGUGAUUACUUUUUAUUGGCUGGCUAGCUAGAAAAAAUUAGGUCAGUGGUUCUCAACUGGUCUCACUGUGGGAUCCACAUUUUCUCAUGGUCCUUAAGUCGCAACCCACUUUUAUAAAAUUCAAACCAAGCAAAUUUAGUGCAUUUCAGAGCACAAAAACUGAGGACGACAACUACUGAAGUUGCAUAAACAGGGAAUAUCAAAUUGCACAAAAUGGAGACCAGCAAAAUGAAAAAAUGAUUUAUUUGCAUGGACAAAAGUGAAUAAAUAUUAAAUUAUACAAAAUAAAGAUUAAAAAAACAUGUAUUUUUACUGCAUUCAGACCACAUUAAUAAGAAACCGAGGAGGACCACGAAAAAUAAGUUAUUUUUCAAAAUAAAAGACACGUCAAACAUCAGAUACACAUUAAAUAUUUACAUUUUUGACCAGCUGUUCGCGACCCAUCCAGAACGUGUCAGCGACCCACCUUUGGAUUGGGACCCACCAGUUGAGAACCACUGACUUUGAGGGUUUAUUGGAGCCCCUGACUCUCUUUUUGGUCACUCCGGCCCUACAGGACUGGACUUAAAAGUACUUUUUUAUGUUAUUUUAGCUAAUAUUGUUAAAAAGUUAAAAAAUACAGUAUUUAAUAGACUUUGGGGGGGUUAGGGUGCCCACAGCUCUCUCUGUAGCCCAUGGCCCUCCAAUAGUUAACUCCGGCCCUGCCACUUUAAACAAAUAGAGACAUAAAUGCAGCAUCUUUUCACUGAUUUCUUGAACGUUUGUAAGUCUACAUAGGCCAGACACUCGGAUGUGUUGAACAUGUCUUCACCGGACAAAGACUCGGGUCAGAAACGACUUGAGAUUUUGUGUUUUUUUUUGUCCCUCCUUAAACGACCCUUCGUCAUGAUUUAAAAUCAUGCUUUUUAUACAAAAAAGAAAAAGCAGAUUUUGACAUUACACUCUUCCUCCUGUGUAACUCUGUGUUGUUGUUCCACAUCUCCUCCUGUCCAACUGUGCACGCCCCGUUCUCCUCAACAACAAACCCCCCCUUCCUUCUUUCUUCCCCCUCACUGGUGGAAAGGAAGGAAAGGAGGCGUGUGGGACUCUGUCACAUCUAUGAGACCAUCUUUCUACCGCAGAGCAGGUUUCUGUGCUACAUGUGAAGCAUGACGCUGUGGGUGCUCUCUCCGUCUCUUCUGUGGUGACGUCUGGUGGUAAUUUCCGAUGCCUGACAUUUGGUGAAAACAGAAUGGUCCACAUACAGCUUACUUCUUCUGUGCGGCUGCGGUUACACUUGGCGAAUAAAUCUGCUUAUUUUGAAGACGUGAUCCUCACAUCAGAGGUCAAACGGUGAAUUCAAAUCCAAGUGUAACCCCUGCUGAUGGCUGUGUGUUCAUCUCACACUCAGCUUCAUUUGUCGGUGGCUUUUUCGUGAAACGUCCUGGAUGGUGGUGUCAAACUUUACAAACUACGCCUCUCAGAUCUGCUCUUCACUCCUCCUGUUAUACCCUUCCUCUUUCCUCUUCCGUCUGCGUCCGUAUUCUUCUCUUCAGGACCUCACGGCUUCCAGGAGCGACUCGCUGCCAGCCAGGAAGCCAUGAAGAACAAGAACGUGGUGAAUCUGGGCGCCAUCCGCCAGGGUAUGAAACGCUUCCAGUUUCUGCUGAACUGCUGCGAGCCUGGAACCAUACCGGACGCCUCCAUCCUCGCUGCCGCUCUGGACUUGGUACCUUUUUACAAAAAUCCACCUCUUAUGUAUUUCACUCCUCAAAAAAUCCCUUUUUAACACGACCUCUCUUCUUCACGGUUUGUUAGGAAGCUCCAGUUGUAGCCAGAGCGUCCCUUUUCCUCGAAUGUGCCCGCUUCGUCCACCGUUGUAACCGUGGAAACUGGCCAGAGUGGAUGAAAGGCCACCAUGUAAAUAUCACCAAGAAGGGCUUGUCCAGAGGGCGCUCUCCGAUCGUGGGCAACAAACGAAACCAGAAACUGCAGUGGAACGCCGCCAAACACUUCUGCCAGUGGGGAGACGUGAGUUUAACCUUUCUCUAAAGCAUCUCGUUGACUUUAAACUCCCUCAUUUGUCAAAUUUAAUCUUCAUAUAUGUUUUUAUCGACUCAGGCGAUCGGCACGAGGCUCAGCGAGCUCUGUCACUCAGACAGCGAGAGCCCGGCAAACAUCCUGGGUUACAUUUUUGAUGAAGAGACCAAACGCAGGAUGAGAAAAGAAGACGAGGAAGAGGAUUAUUUAGACGACAGUGAGUCAGAAAAAUGAUCAGUGUUAAUCAAUCAAACUUUAUUUAACUUGCCACAGAUGACUGAGGAAACUUUAUCUUGAGUUAGAAAAGAUGAGGAAACACUGGAUCUGGGACUAAAACAAUAAAACCAUGAUAAAAUAUGAUAGAGGUGAUAAAACGUUUAAAGUUAAUUAAAUAAAAGUCUUAAAAUCAAACAAUUAAAGAAAGUACAUUUGAAAAAAUAGAGUUAAUGAAACACAAAAUAAUUACUUUAGGACUAAAAUAGCGUAAAAUCACAUAAUGCAGAUUAAAAGAUUAAAACAAAAUUCAGCUAAAAGCCAGACUAAAAAGGUAGGUCUUUAGUUUACUUUUAAAAAUAUGAACAGUAGGUGUCGCUCUCAGGUCUGCAGGUAGACUGUUCCACAGAUGGGGACUAUAAACAAGACCACCACCUGAAGACCUGAGGGCUCUACUAGAUUCAUACUGUUAAAGCAAAUGCGACCAAUAAGAAGGACCAAGAGCAUUAAGAGCUUUAAAAACUGAUAAAAGAACCUUAUAAUCGACUCUAAAAGACACAGGUAACCAAUGCAGAGAUUAAAGCUCCUGUCAGGAGUUUUUUGGACGUUCUCUAAACUAAACUUUUGUAUCAGCUAAUAAAAACAGAAAUCAAGUUGUUGCUGUUUUGAAAAAUUGAAAUGUUUUUUUUUUUCAAUAUAACCCCUUAUUCAAUUUUUUUUUCAAGGUAAUGUUGGAAGGAAGUUUUUAUUUAUUUACUUAUUUAUUUAUUUAUUUAGAUUAAAUGAUGUGAAACAGAACAUGACAGGUGAGGGACAACAAACUAACAAACACUUUUAUUUUUUACUUCUCAAAUCACAGACACGGUCAAUCCUACAAAGUGCGGCUGCCCCUUCGCUCUAAAGAUGGCCGCCUGCCAGCUGCUGCUCGAGAUCACCACUUUCCUGAGAGAGACGUUUCCCUGCUUACCUCGCCCGCGCACUGAACCGCUGGUGGUUAGUAGAAAAAUCUUUAGAGUAAAGGAUGUAAAGUGAUCAGAAAAAUGUUUGGAUAUCAAAUAAGUGUUGUGUUCUCGCUGUAGGAUCUGGACAGCGCCCGCUUACGUCUCGACCCCGAGCUUGGUCGCCAUCGCUACGAGAGGAAGAUCAGCUUCGCCGGGAUUCUCGACGACGAGGACGGACACGAUUCGCUCAACAGCAGCAGCCACACGCUGAAAUCCGACACCACCGGAGAGGACAAGAAACCCCAGGAGGUUCAAGGUGAGAUCAGGUUCACAUCCAGACCUGAAUAUUUACGCUGAUCUCCACGCCGCCUGGUUAUAAUUUUAAAUAAAUUAGACGACCUCGCGCCUCUUCCCUCCUCUCCAGCGCCCAUACGAAAGAUUCGAAUCGGAGGCUCCCGGCUGCUUCAGAUCAAAGGGGCGAGAAGUUUUCGGGUGAAGAAAGGCGGAUCUCUGUCCUCCAUACGGCGGGCCGGGAGUUUGAAGAGCACCAAGAUGUCCCGGCAGGACUCUGAGUCUGAGAACGAAGAGGGGCUGCUGUCUCAGACGCAGAGCAGGGACACUGUCACUGAUAUAGGUAGGACAGAGACACUCUGUCACAGCAGAAAAAUGACGAAAAAUCCGAUCUUUGACACUAAAUAUGUGUUUUUAACUCUUUUCCUGGGUGUGUUUUCUCUGUGACAGGCAGCCCCUUCAGCACCAGUGAGCCCAGCAUCGAACCAGAGGGCCAGGGCUCAGGAGGAGCAGAGGACAACUACCAUCGCAACAUGUCCUGGCUGCACGUACGUCCUUGAAAAUCGUCUUAAAUAAAACUCUUAAAGGGAUAUUCCGGCGUAAAAUAAAGUUAAGGUCAAACACACCUUAACACCGAGCUGAACUUAAUUUUAUGCCGGAAUAUCCCUUUAACUUCACAAACUGAUCCUAACCUGAUUCUGCAUCUUGUCUUUUUGCAGAUUAUGAUCCUCCUCUGCAACCAGCAGAGUUUCAUCUGCACCCACAUCGACUUCUGUCACCCGCGCUGCUAUCAGCACCACAGCCGCUCCUGCGCCCGCCUGGUCCGCGCCAUCAAGCUGGUUUACGGGGAGACGGUGGACAGCCUGAGAGAGGACAGCGCCUCCUCUGGAAACAUCGGGGCACGAGCCAAGAAGAGUAAAGAGGUUUGUUUUUAAGGAGUUUUGAUCGAGUUUUGAUCGAGUUUGCUGUUCCUGUGGUGGUUUUUGAACUUCUUUGUGGGUUUAGUGUUCGGAUAAGUCUUGCCUGAGGACGCCGUCGAUGAAGAGAAGACCCACCGACUCGAACACAGAAGGAAAGAAGGACACAGGCAUGCUGAAGUACAUAAGAAACCAGGUGACGGAGUUUUAACAUUUUUGGUCUUUCUCAUUAUAAAUCAUGACUUUGUUGGAUUUUCUGACAUUUUUAUCUCCAUCAGGUGAUGAGUUUGUCUCCGGCUCCUCUCUCGCUGCUGAUCAAAGCUGCUCCCAUCCUGACAGACGACAUGUACGGAGACAUCCAGCCCGCGGCGUGGGAGCUCCUGCUCAGCGUGGACGAACACAUGGCGGCAGCUGCUGGUGAGUCCAACAUCAGCCUGGACAUCAGCGCUCUGAGUCACUGAAGACUCUUCUUCGCUCCGGGGUUAAUUCUCCUCUUACAUGAUUGAACUUCCUCCUUCCUGUCCUUUCCCUCCAGCUGCCAUGUUCCUCCUGUGCGCCGUAAAGGUCCCCGACGCAGUGACCGAAAUGAUGAUGGCUGAGUUCCAUCACCAGGAGGCCUGCCAACGCAUCAACUCCAUCCUCAAGUUUUACACGCUGUGGCGUUUCCGCUACCAGGUUUGGCCUCGCAUGGAGGAAGGAGCCCAACAGAUCUUCAAGGUACAGCUUGAUGAAUAACCAUCCUUUGGAGUUGUUAGCCUAUCCCUGUCACAAACUCAAGGCCUCUUAAUUCCAUCUUUGUUCGUGUUUCAGAUCCCUCCGCCCAGCAUCAACUUCACCCUGCCGUCUCCCAUCCUCGGCAUGCCCUGUGUCCCCAUUUUCGACCCUCCCUGGGUGCCCCAGAACACAGGCAGCGUCCAGGAUCCGAUCAAUGAAGACCAGUCUGUAAGUACGCACCGGACUGCCAGAUAUGUGGAUACUUCAAAAUAUGAUUUCCUCUUCCGUUAAAGAGACAUUUAUCUUUAUUUGGUAUUAAUACACAAUCUCUUAGAGUGAAGUUGUUAAUGUAAAUGAAUUUGAAACACAAAGAAACUUUAAAAUUUAUCUACAGGUGGAUGAUUUUAUACAGCGUUUUGACUGAAAUAAAAGAAAUAUACAUGAAAAAAUUAGGUCAAAUAGUUGAACUGUCCCGUUUUGGUUUUUGUCAUCCCCUGUGGGAAAAAAAUAAUUUUACUUAAAGACCCACUCCGAUGAAAAUCAUGUUUUUCUUGAUGUCUACAUGUUUCUUAUAUUCAUAUUUCUAAUGCUACAGGAGAUAUUACGAGAAAAAUAAGUGCGAAAUUGCAUUUCUGAGUAUUCAAAUCGCUGUAAAUCUCUGGCAGAUGCAAACAGCAGGUUCAGAUACAGUGAGAUUUCCUAUGUCACAAAUCCAAGCUCCGCCCCCAGACUCGGAAAAGUAGAGAGGACAAUCGCAAGCGUGUGCGUUAGCAUAAGAAAGCUAAUUAUGAUAUUAACUUUCAUCAUGUCCUGAAAGACAUUGAUGUCUGAGAGCUGAGUAGCUCCUAUGUUACCAGUCACUUCUACAUCAUCGGCAAUGUUAGGCUACAAGCUAGCGUGAAGACAAGGAUGCAGAGCAGCGCUGUCUCCGCCCACGACUCAGAGGCGAAUUGCUGAUAAGCUAAUGGAGCUCUGCCCUUAAAAAUGUCACAGGUAACAUGAUUUUGGCAAAAAACAUCAUAAUAACAAUUUAAAGAUCACCGAUAACAAAAAAAAAAAAUGAUCGGAGUGGGAUUUUAAGUUAUCUUAAAGCUUAUAUUGUGUCUUUGGACAAAUCAAAAAUCUCAUAAUAAUUCAAGUUUGAUUGUAAAAUUGAUCAUUAAUGAACUUAAUUUAUGUUAAAAUUUCACCUACCCUCUCACACCUGUUCCAGGCAUUGAAAACUAUCUAUAUAUAUCAUAUAUAUGUAUUUUGUAUAAAUAUAUAAAUUUAAAUCCAUCUAAUACAGUCUAAAAACUCCUCACAGAUCACGUCUUAAAAACUUGUUUUUGUGAUUUCUUGAAACAAACUCAUCCUAAAAUUAGUUGAACUAGCCCUUUAAUAAUGUUAAUUUGUGGGAUUUUCAUUUAAAACCUAAAACAGAUUAGUGGACUUCAAACUAUUGUUGACGAACAUUUGGUAACACUUUACUUGGCUCCUAUCUCUAUAACACAUUAUAAAUAUAUGUAUAAUACGUUAUAAUCACAUUAUAGCACCGUAUAAGUGUAGUUAUAAACACUCAUAAAUGAUCAUAAUGCUUUAUAGCAAUUAUAAUAACACAUUAUUUUAUCAUGACUUAUAAUGUGUUAUAACUAUAAUAAUGAAUAAUACAUAUCUUUAUGAUGUGUUGUAAUUUGCUUAUAAACUUGUAUAACUUUCAUUAUAAACACUCAAUAAUUAUCAUAAGGCUUUAUAACAAUGAGUAUAACACAUUAUAAUACCUGACCUUUUAAGUCAUGAUAAAAUGUUUUAUAAUGUGUUAUGAUUAUUGCUAUAAAACAUUAUGAUCAUUUGAGUGUUUAUAACUAUAGUUAUACAAUGCUAUAACCUGAUUAAAACGAAUUAUACAUAUAUUUAUGAUGCGAUAUAGAGUUCAGUGUUACCGAACAUUUACUACUGUUGAUCAAACUGUCUCUUCCAGUGAAGCAGAGGUUAAACUUACACAUGUCCACAGUGUUUUAUAGCAGUGACUCAGAUUUCUUGAUGUAUUUCUUUCUACUUUGUUGCAUGCAUGAUGACCAAAAUGUGUUGAACAGACUUCUGCGAGCACCUGUUCUAUAAUUUACCUAUCGACUGUCUUUGUUUUUAGUACUCCACAUUAAUUCAGUCAGUCCAUACCAUAGUAAGUUGGUAUUUCUGUCCGGAUGUUUGUGCUGAUGCAUCUUGUUACCUCAGAUCAUUCAAAAAAAACAGGAGAGGACUCUUUUCUCCAUUAGGUUUUGGGAGGUGUAGGUUUUCAUCUUGGAUCAGAGGCUGGGAGACAAGGGAGGGGGGGAGUUCUCAUGGGUCAUUUCUGAUAGUUGCAUCUUGAUCAGUGAUACACCCCCACUGGAAAGAGCACACCCCCGAUAACAGCAUGCAUCAGACAUUCAGACAUGUUGUGUGUGUUGUGCCGUUGAUGCAUGGUCAUUGGAUGAGGAUGACUUUGCCGUGUAUGUUUAUUUAUUUUUUGUUUCUUAACCCACAUCAUGCCUAUUUGGAAAUGUACGUGUAUGAGCAUUUGUGCGAAUGCUGUGAGGCAUUUACUGUACACAAGAUACAGUAAAGUCUCCUGAAUCCAGUCUGAACACAUUUAUUUGUGUCAUAAUUCGUCUGAGCUGAAAUAUUCCCCCCACGAUUACGAUGCUCGUUUUUGGCAUUAAAGCAUGAGAUUAAAUGUGCUGGAGGAGAGUUACUGUAUUGGUGUGUUGUCCGGUCACUCGACAUUAACAAGCUUGUUAGAUAGAAAAGCUCUGCACACACAGAGGAGAACGUUUCCCUUGUUUUGAAUCUCCUUAUAAUAAGAAAUACAACCACUUAAUUACAACUUCAGACCUCCUUUUGUUCUCCCCCAGAAAUCCUUCUCCGCCCGCGCCGUGUCUCGCUCCCACCAGCGGGCCGAGCACAUCCUGAAGAACCUGCAGCAGGAGGAGGAGAAGCGGCGUCUGGGUCGCGAGGCGAGCAUCAUCACCGCCAUCCCUGUGGCUCAGGAGGCGUGCUACGAGCCCACCUGCAGUCCUCCGCCAGAGCAGGAGGAAGAAGGUGGGGCUUUCGUGCCAAAUGAUCCACAAUGAACCGCUAAGCUUUAAAGGGAUAUUCUGGCGUAAAAUUAAGUUAGGGUCAAAAAGACGGUUACAAAAAAAGUGUCUGAGUUAGACACCCCCUUGAGAGAUGAAUAUUGACGACCGCUCGCUUCUCUAGUUAUACCAACUUCAGCGACGACCCCAUGAUAGCAAUACACAGCGGUCUACAUCUCCACAUGCAAACCUCAAUCAAAACGCCACUCUAUAGCCACAAAUAAUGCUCAGAACAGCACCUAACUUGGUACUAGCCACCAAACAUCUUUUUAACUUUGACUAAUUUCUUUAGCAAAGAGAUUAAACACAACUCACCUACUCUCUUCCAGCAGCCGCUUGUUUGUGGGGGAGCCCUGACGAGUCGAUCACCAAGUGCAGCAGAGUUACGCAGCUCAAGGAAGAACAUUUAUGAUUGUUACUUCAUUUUUCCACCGCAUCCGGAACGGCUAUGAAAAGGCUGUAUCUGCCAAUCGUAGCUGAUCGUAACCAUUCAAGUUUACGUGUCAAUUUGCACCGGCUUUUUUCUGUUCCACUGCGGGUCGCCGGACUCCGCAACUGAUCGCAAGAGUUCUAUUUGUUCUGGACGUUUGAGCAUGCCGGAUAAAUUAAGCACAGAUUAACCCGUGCUGGAAAGGAGUCAGGCACAGACACAAAAUAAAACAUACGGCUUCUUUUCAAAAUAAAGCACUCUGUGUUUCAGGCGGAUCAUAUUUCACACCAUGCGAACAGGCAGGGCCAAACAAGUGAAAGGUUUUUAGACGUCAUUUCAUCCCGAUGACACCAUGGAUGAGGAGAUGCUGAUUCUAUAAGUCUAGAAGUAGAUUUCCUCCUCUGGAAGGACAUAAUCUACUGCUUAUAUGGUUAUGUGGCUAAAGAGAUAACCCGUUAUCGCGAUUGCAUGUGAAUCCGCGGGUUCUCACGGAUCUGGUAGGAAUUGGCGUAUGGCAAAAAUCGCCGCCAUUCUGGAUUGGAGCGGUGAAAAUUGGGGGUAAGGCAGAAGAACUACCACAUCUGCAGUGUAAAACAAUUAUUAUUAUGAUUAUUACUUCAUGGAAAUGAUCGGCUGCACUCGGUGAUCGACUCGUUAGGAGACGUAAACCCCUUGUAUUGCUAUCAUGCGGUCGUUACUAAAGUGAGUAUAACUGGAGAAGCAAGCGGUCGGCAACAUUCAUCUCUUGACGGGGUGUCUAACUUGUUGUUACGGCGUGGCUGACCCUAACUUUAUUUUACGCUGGAAUAUUCCUUUCAGUAGAAAGUUCUGGACAGCUCUGCGCCCUGAUAUCAUGUUGUUCUUUCUCCAUCUUGGAAUUUAAUCCCGCCAGCAGAAGAAGUGGUGAACCUGGCAUCCCGCCGUCUGUCCGUCAGCCCGUCCUGCGCCUCCAGCAACUCCCACCGCAACUACUCCUUCCGCCGAGGCUCGGUGUGGUCGGUGCGCUCCAUGGCGAGCGCCGAAGGUAUAAAAACGACGAGGACGGUAAAAUCAAACCUCCGUGUUUAACUCCCUAAACAUCCUCUCUGAGAAGUUUCCUUUUCUUUCGCCAGAUGAGGAGAACACGACAGAACACACACCCACUCACCACAUGUUACAGCCACCACAAGCUGUGUUCCCAGCAUGCAUCUGUGCUGCAGUGCUACCAAUUGUGCACCUUAUGGAGGACGGGGAGGUUAGAGAAGAUGGUGUUGCAGGUAUAAGAGUCCUACAACCGUGAGUUUUCUGCCGCUUUUGGUUCUUCGACUGAUUUUCACGCUCAGACGUUGUUUCUUUAGUGAGUGCCGUCGCUCAACAGAUCCUGUGGAACUGCCUGAUCGAAGACCCCGCCCUCGUUCUUCGCCACUUCCUUGAGAAACUAACAGUCAGCAAUCGACAGGACGAGCUGAUGUACAUGUUGAGGAAGCUGCUCCUCAACAUCGGAGAUCUGCCGGCCCAGACCUCUCACAUCCUCUUCAACUACCUGGUAAAACAGCGAGAAAACGCUCGCUCAUUUCUCACUUAUUCCGUCCAUUCUCCGUGGGUUCUGACGGUGGGGUCUUUCCCCUCAGGUGGGGCUGAUCAUGUAUUUCGUGCGGACCCCGUGUGAGUGGGGGAUGGACGCCAUCUCGGCCACGCUGACCUUCCUUUGGGAGGUGGUCGGCUACGUUGAGGGGCUCUUCUUCAAAGACCUCAAACAGACCAUGAAGAAGGAGCAGUGUGAGGUCAAGCUUCUCGUCACCGCCUCCAUGCCAGGUGAAAAAAAACAUCGACGCUGUUCCAGAGAACCUAAGAGGCUCCAAAUCCACAUUUAUUUGAGUUUGUUUUUGUGUACGGUUGAUGCAGGAACCAAAACUCUGGUGGUGCACGGACAGAACGAAUGUGACAUCCCGACGCAGCUCCCGGUCCACGAGGACACUCAGUUUGACGCUCUGCUGAAGGUAAAACUUCAACAUCUGGAUGUUCUUUUAUCCCUUUUCAGUCCAAGAGUCGAAAACUAAACCAUGACACUUUCAGAAAGCGGUCCAGACCUAAGAUCAUUAGAUGAUGGUGGUGUAAGAGCUGAUCCUGGUCUUUUUUCCCCUCUAAACCAGGAGUGUCUCGAAUUCUUCAACAUACCCGAGGCCAGAUCUGCGCACUACUUCCUCAUGGACAAACGCUGGAACCUAAUUCAUUAUAACAAGGUAGAGACGUGUCGUUUUAAACACGUCAUAUAAAACUCAUAAGCUGUUGUUGUUUUGUUGAAAUCUUUCAGAUCAAAAUAACAAUAAAACCACCAACUAUUGCCAUUUCAGAAAUGCGCAUAACUCGAAGCGAUGAAUUCUUAAAAAAUGCUUCAAAGAGUUUCUAUCUGUGUCCUUCAGACGUAUGUGAGAGACAUCUACCCUUUUCGAAGAUCCGUCUCCCCUCAGCUCAACCUGGUCCACAUGCUUCCCGACAAAGGUCAGGAGCUCAUCCAGAAACAGGUACGGAGGACGGGGGUUGGAUCAAAUCCACCAAGAAAUGUGGAUUUCUUUCUCUUCUUGAUUCGAUCUUUUUUCUUCUCCAGGUGUUUUCCCGUAAACUCGAGGAGGUCGGCCGCGUCCUCUUCCUCAUCUCCCUCACGCAGCACAUGCCGGCUGUGCACAAGCAGUCCCACGUCUCUCUGCUGCAGGAGGACCUCCUCCGCCUGCCGUCCUUCCCGCGCACCGCCAUCGAUGCAGAGUUCUCCCUCUUCAACGAGCCGCAAGGUGAGACACCCUCCCUCUGAUGCAUCAGUUGAACCCUCCUUCUCGUCUUUAUUUCACCUCCUCCUCCUCCUCCUCUUCCUCUUUCAGGUAAAGAGCUGUUCGGUCUGGACACCCUCCACAAAGUGCUGUGGAUCAAGCUGCUGGAGGAGAUGUUUCUGGGCAUGCCCAGUGAGUACCCGUGGGGGGACGAGAUGAUGCUGUUCCUUAACGUCUUCAACGGGGCUCUGCUGCUGCACCCAGAGGACAGCGCCCUCCUCAGGCAGUACACCGCCACUGCCAUCAACACAGCUGUCCACUUCAACCACCUCUUCUCUCUGAGUGGAUACCAGUGGAUCUUACCCACCAUGCUGCAGGUCUGAGAAGUCCAGGACCAGAUUCCUCAUAGAAAUCCACAAUCUUAGACUUGAUCUUCACUCUUGUUUCGCUCUGACAGGUUUACGCCGACUAUGAGAGCAACCCGUUACUGAGGCAGGGCAUCGAGUUCUGCUGCCGCCAGUUCUACAUCCUCCACCGCAAACCCUUCAUCCUGCAGCUGUUUGCGAGCGUCGCCCCACUGCUGGAGUUCACGGUAAGACUCUUUAAAGCACUGUGAACGUUUUAGGACUUCUUUAACAUUUCCCCCUAACCGAGUUUAUCAACUUUUGCCCCUCAGACCAGCACCAGUACCGGUCUGUCUAAAGGAGUGUCGGCUCAGUGUCUCUUUGACCUGCUGGUCUCUCUGGAAGGGGAGACUCAGGACUCUCUGGACGCUCUGGAGCUGGUGAAAGCGGAGAAACCUCUACGCUCUUUAGGUGAGUCUCUUCACGGGGUUUAAUGCAAAUGAGAAGAUAAAUACCAGCUGUCCUGAAAUCCUCUGUUGUGUGUUUGUUCCAGAUUUUUGUUACGGGAACGAGGACUUGGCCUUUUCCAUCAGCGAGGCCAUCAAGCUGUGUGUCACUGUGGUCGCCUACGCCCCGGAAUCCUUCAGAAGGUACGAGGACACGUCAAGGAUUUCUCUCUCAUGUACCGGUUGUUGUGUCUUCACUCAUAUGUGUCUCUGCAGUCUCCAGAUGCUGAUGGUGCUGGAAGCCUUGGUCCCCUGUUUUCUCCAGAAGCUGAAGAGCAACACGGUAACGAUGGAGUCCGCCUCAGCCGCCAGGGAUGAGAUCGCCGCCAUUGCCGCUCUGGCCACGUCCCUGCAGGCGCUUCUUUACAGCUCAGAGGCCCUGACAAGGUCUGAAUCCAGUCUGUGGACCGUUGGAAGAGUUUUAGCCGCACAUAUUACUCACAUCUUCUUCUCUACAGGCCCAUGACAGCCCCUCAGAUGUCCCGCUGCGACCAAGGCCAUAAAGGAGGAACUACAGCCAACCACGCCAUGUCAGGAGGAGUCAACACCAGGUAUCUGCUGACAGGAGAGGAUUUAACUGAAGGUGUCCUACAGCAGGAAAAACUGAAGACAUAUGUUUGUCUAUGUUUGUCAGAGAUAACCCCCACCUGUUAGAGGAGGGCCAGGGCAUGCCGAGGGAGGAGCUGGAUGAGCGCAUAGCGAGGGAGGAGUUCCGCCGGCCUCGAGAGUCCCUGUUAAACAUCUGCACGGAGUUUUACAAACACUGCGGACCGAGGCUGAAAAUCCUGCAGAACGUGGCCGGAGAGCCUCGAGUCACGGCUCUAGAGCUGCUGGAUAUCAAGUCCCACAUGAGGUGAGGAGAGCAGGUUGUUCUUUUCCAGAAAUCGACAAGAGAACUCAAAAGAGUGACUACAGCUGCAGUUACACGGGCAAAAUUUUAACAUUUGAGGGAUCAGCUGAUCUGAAUCCACUGUUUAUGUGGGCGCCAAAUCAAAUAAUCUGAUCAUGACGUGCGUAUACAUGCACCAAGCUUUAUUCAGAUUAGAAGCCUUUGGACAUGCGCAGAGUUUUCUGAUUUCGCUAAAACAACCACAGAAGAAGAAGAGUUGUAUUUACGCCUGUGUUGACAACAAACCAACAAACACGGUAGUGGCUCACUCCAUCCAAUUCAGGAGUUUCCCCCCCCUGAUAAAUAUUGUCAAUAGAUGGCGCCCUUGCGUACUUCUUUUACUGUUGUGUCAAAGGUCGCACCGUGCGCGCAGAUGUGACAUCAUGACACUGUGUGUACGCCUUGUUAUGUAGUCAGAGAAACAAUAAUAAAAAUUAAAUAAAAAUAAAAAAUAACAAUAAUAAUUAAAAAAUAAAAAAUUAUAAAAAAAUUAAGAAUUAUUCAAAAGUAAAAAAGUAAAAAAAAUAGUUUAAAAAUUUAAAAUAAAAUAAAAUAAUAAAAAAAAUAAAAUAAAAUAAAGAAAUAAAAAAAAAUUGAAAUAAAAUAAAAUAAUAAAAAAAUGUCAAAUUAAAAAAAAAAUGUCAUUGGAUGUAAGCGCAGCUAUUAAUUCAUGCUGAAGGUGAGUCCGUGUGUCCUCCUCCCAGGCUGGCAGAGAUCGCCCACGCCCUGCUGAAGCUGGCGCCCUACGACACCCUGACCAUGGAGAGCCGAGGGCUGCGUCGCUACAUCAUGGAGAUGCUCCCCAUCACGGACUGGUCGUCGGAGGCCGUCCGCCCCGCCCUCAUCCUCAUCCUGAAGAGGCUGGACCGCAUGUUCAACAAGAUCCACAAGAUGCCCACGCUCAGGUGCGCUCGCCCACAGGCACUAUGCACCAGGUCUGUUGAAUACGAUCCUCUUCUCUCUCCGUUUCCUGUGAGUGUAUCGUGCUGUGCCGGUGCCGUGCUGUGAACUGUAGAUAGACGGCUUCUUGGCACUGUCUUCCGUAUCGCUGCCUACGUGGUGCUGUAACCGUAAGUGCUGGUGGGGCUGCUGUGGUGUGUUUUUGUGCACAGGCGGGUGUGUGAAAGAGGGGAAGGUGGAGGAGAGUGUGAACUAACAAUCCAUUUCAGCGUUCCCUCAAAGCCAGAAUCCAGUCUUAUGUCAUGGAAGAUUUCAGUAUUGAAGGUGUCCUUUAGGUGGAAAGCAACAUUCAGAAUCCAGAGGGGUUAAUCGUCUUUUAAAUACUUCUUUGAUUGUCUGUGUUGCAAAUUCACUGCAACUUGUAAUCAUUAAAAUGUUUUUAUUGUGACCCCCAACCUGAAAAAUAGGGUCAGUUUUAUCACUUAGACGUAAUAAACUUUGUAUCAGGUGAAAUCGUAAGAAAUUAUGUGCCGUAGAGACGGGUUGAUCAGACAAAGAACAGGGUUUCUGCUGGGUCUUAAAAAAGUCUUAAAAUUCUCUUAAAACCUCAUAAAAUGUCUUAAAUACAAAUUUGAAAGGUCUUAAAAAUAUAUUGAUUUUACUUACAAAACAAGAUCAAUUUGAAGUUUGUUAAACAUGAUCUAAUUUCUAGGGUGUGCAAUACUUAAAAAAAAAAGAUCUGAUUUUCCUUUAUGUCUUUUUGUUUUUUUUAUGGAUGUAAAAUGGAUCUUAAAUUGAAUUCAUUACAGUCUUAAAAAAGUCUUAAAUCUGACUUGUUGAAACCUGCAGAAACCCUGAAAGAAGACAUUAAUCCUGCAUAGAAUUGAACAAUAAUGUCGAUGUCGAAGCAUUUUAACGUGAAAUGAAAAACUUGUUUUAAAAAAGUUGGACAGGAGCAACAAAAAAAAACUGAUAGGAAAGAAAAAGACACCUUCAGGAACGUCUUCAGGCUGAUUUUACUAAUUAAUGACAGGUAAGUAACAUAACCAAGUGUGAAUGAGGUGUUUCAGGGAGGCCAGGGAGGUAUCAGAGAGGUAUCAAAAACAGGCUUAAAGGGAUACUCCGGCGUUAAAUUAAGUUAGGGUCAAACACACAGUAACAUCGAGUUAGACACCCUCUCAAGAGAUGAAUGUAGCGAACGCUUGCUUCUCUAGUUAUACCAACUUUAGUAACGACAGCAUGGUAGCAAUACAAAGAGUCAUGCGGUCAACCAAAACGCCACUCUAUAGCCACAAAUAAUGCUCAGAACAGCACCUAACUUCAACAACAGUACAUAUACGGUCCAAGCCAUAGGACUUGACAUCAAACAUCUUUUUGACUAAUUUCUUUAGCACAGAGACUAAACACAACUCACCUACUCUCUUCCAGCAGUUGCUUGUUUGUAGUGAGACCUCAGGCCAGUCAUCUCUCGGGGGAUUUCCAACUUUGUGUUACAGUGUGUUUGACCCUAAAUUAAUUUUAGGCUGGAAUAUCCCUUUAACUACAGAACGCUCAGAUGGCCGUGCGGGUUAGCACGCCCUAUGUAUGGGAACCACAGUCCUCACUGAGGUCGCAGGUUCGAGUCCGGCUCUGACCUUGUGCUGCAUCUCCUCUCCACUCUUUCUCUGCCUCCCCUCAUUUCACCCUGUCCUUUAAAAAAGACAAAAAUCGCCCCCCCCAAAAAAAAAUAAAACAGGCCUACCACAUGGGCUCAAAGACAGGACGGAAUAUCUAAAAAAUGUAGAAAAUCUGAAUAAGACAAGAAAGUCAGGGCUGAUACCUGAUACUGUGCGGCUGAUACUGUAGUGGAUGCCAACGCAUGGGUUCAAAUGACACUAAGGCUAAUAACAGCUGAUAUCCUGCACGCUUAAUUUAGCAAAAACGCUCCUGGGAGGUGGACACUUGUUGUUACCGCUUGUUUUUCCUCUGACUUUUUUUUUCCUUUUUCGUUCUUUUCUUCAUUUUAAAGUGAUAAUAAAUCUGUUUUAUUGACUGUUUCCUGACUGCUACCUCAAUAAUCAUAAUAAUAAUAAUAGUAAUAAAAAAACACUUUAAACUAAUCUUACAUCCUUUUCUGUGACACAAGACUGUCUGGCUCAGAGGGAACUCUGCCAACAGGUGUGUUUUUUCCACAUCAGGAUGUGUUGAGCUGGCUGUGUUUGUGAGCUUUGCUUCAUAUUUUCCCACAUAUGCUUUCAGUAUUUAUCACAGUCACAUAGGAGAGGGUUUCAAACAUUCACAUCUAUGAGAAGAGUUGGUUGAAGAGACAGAAACUUUCAUUUAAAUGAGACUUUUGUUCUCGUGAGCGUAUGUUUUAAUGGGGUGCGGGGUGGUGCUGCAUGGAUGGGUGUUCUCCAGGAGACAGGUGGAGUGGGAGGCGGCCAGCAGCCUCAUCGAGGGGAUCUGCCUGACGCUGCAGCGACAGCCAAUCAUCUCCUUCCUCCCUCACCUUCGCUCGCUCAUCAACGUCUGCGUCAACCUGGUAAAAACACACAGGCUGAAAAGAUAAUCAACAUUUUCCUGUUGUUGUAUUUCCAGAGUUUAAAUCAGUGUUUCCUCUUUACUCCACAGGUGAUGGGUGUAGUUGGUCCCUCCAGCGUGGCGGACGGGCUCCCUCUGCUCCACCUCAGCCCGUACCUGUCGCCCCCGCUGCCCUUCAGCACAGCCGUGGUCAGGCUGGUGGCUUUGCAGAUUCAGGUGAGUCUCCGAUUUACUCGAUCGUCAUCCGCACCUCCUCUGAUUGAUCAUCAUCCGACGUGUUUUCCCUCUUCCAGGCGCUGAAAGAAGACUUCCCUCUCAGCCAUGUGAUAUCACCGUUCACCAAUCAGGAGAGGCGAGAGGGGAUGCUGCUCAAUCUGCUCAUUCCUUUUGUGCUCACUGUGGGCUCUGGGAGCAAAGGUAAGACUUACCCCCAAUAUCUACCGCAUCCGGAACGGCUACGAAACGGUCGUAUUCGCCGAUUGUAGCUGAUCGUAACCAUUCAAGUUCAUGUGUCAGGUUAUAAACUGAAAAGAUGGAAACCUAAAAGUCUUCUGAGCUUGAUUUUUCGCGCCCUCUGUCUCUGCAGACAGCCCUCACCUGGAGCAGCCUGAGAUCUUCCUCCUCCUCCAGACGGUCAUCAACAUCCUCCUGCCUCCUCGAAUCAUCUCCACGUCCCGCACCAAGAACUUCAUGCUGGACGCCUCCCCGGCUCACUGCUCCACCCCCGGCGACACCGGGAAGGAUCUGCGCAGGGAGGGGUUAGCCGAGUCCACCAGCCAGGCGGCGUAUCUGGGUAUGAAUGACAAGAGGUGUCCUUUUCUACUCCUUCCUUCCCGCUGCUUCAACCUUCUCAUCCUCUUCUCCCUGCAGCUCUGAAGGUGGUGCUGGUGUGCUUCGAGCGCUCGCUAGGGAACCAGUGGUACCGGCUGAGCCUCCAGGUGAAGGAGAUGGCUCUGAGGAAGGUGGGCGGCCUCGCCUUCUGGGACUUCAUCGACUUCAUCGUCAGAACUCGUAUCCCCAUCUUCGUCCUCUUGCGACCUUUCAUUCAGUGCAAGGUAGACUACUCUCCCCUCAGGUGUUUUCGUUCACUUUGAGUUCUUUCCUCAGUGAUUCAUUUUGAUCGUUUUUCUGUAGCUGCUGACUCAGCCCGCAGACUCCCAGGAGGAGAUCACAGCUCGCCAUCACAUCGCCGACCAGCUGGAGCGACGAUUCAUCCCGCGGCCUCUCUGCAAGAGCUCGCUAUUCGCAGAGUUUAACAACGAGCUCAAGAUCCUGAAGGAGGCCGUGCACAGCGGCUCAGGUAACACAAACUCACAUUUUUAGAUCUUUGUCUGAUCUUCUUCCCGCUCGCUCUAAAUUCGAUUAUCUUCAUUCGUGUUCAACAGCCUAUCAGGGCAAGACGUCCAUCAGCACCGUGGGAACUUCGACGUCAGCGUAUCGCCUCAGUUUGGCCACAAUGUCGCGCUCCAACACGGGAACCGGCACGGUUUGGGAGCAGGACAGCCAACCGUCUCGCCAGCCGUCGCAGGAUACACUCAGCCGCACAGACGAGGACGAUGAAGAGAGUCAGAAACGCUCUGAAACCACCUCCACUUCUUUUUUUUUACUCUUAAAGAAACUUCAUUUAAACUCUCCGCCUUCCUCUCUCUCCCUUCUCUAGAUGACUCCAUGAGCAUCCCCAGCGUGGUCAGCGAACACGAGGCCUUCCUGCCCAGAGUCAUCUCACAGCGCCGCUUCUCUAGCCACGCCACGGGCUCGGCCGCCUCGCAGCCCGAGCCGCCCCGCAGCACAAUGCUGCCCAGCCACAGGUGACGGUCCAGAUGCACCCAUAAGAUUUUAUUCGGAGAGCGUGGCUAAUGUUAGCAGUGUAGAUCAAUGAUGCAGUAUAACAGUAACUGGAGCUACGGCUCCCUCUAGUGGCAGAUGGCUGCAUUACAGCUCAGACACAACAUAUGACCAGCAUUUCAGGACGACAGUGAGAGAAGUUUUGACUGAUUUAAUCACAUAAAACAAGACUUGAGCCGUUUUCGAAUUGGCCUACUGCAUACUCCUGCCGAACGCAGUAUGUAGUACCACAGACUGUAUCUAGAAUGGACGCCAUCUGCCUCCUCGCUGGGUGAAGCCACGCCGAGAACAGCACCCUCUGGUGACGGGCUGCAGUAUAGGUCAUGCUUAUGGAGAUGUGGACAAACUAUAGAAAUUAUAUAUAUACAGUCUAUGUGUAGUACAUACUACAUACUGAGUACUGUGUUUGAAAGUAGUAUGCAGUACAACCACAAGUCGGCUGUUAUUCUGUAGUACGCUUUGCCCGGUUUAGCUGAUUUCCGGUAUGGAAAAGUACAUCGUACCCUGGUAAAUUGCAACAACACUACAGAGUUGUCCAUUACGCACUGAAUAAAAAUCUUCUAUGUGUUUUUAUUUGAAUUUUGCGGGAUUUUUUAGCCCAGUACCAGACAUCAAAACUUGUUCUGUCUAUGCAAGGACUCGUCGAUCUGGCAGCAUUUGAUUCUCAUCACGGCGCUGUAAUUACAGCAAAGUUAUGAUGUCGGUUAUGUUGUCCUCGUUCCGCUUAAAUGAAAGAAGUUGCGAUUCUUGCUAAACGUGUUAAGUGAUGGCGUCUGCCUAGGCACUUUGCAUUGUGAGUAACAGUAGGCGAAGCAGACUGGUCUGAUGCAUACUGUGAAAUUCUCCCGAAAUAGUACAUCAUCCGGGAAUUUUUGGCAUACUGCAAAUUUCGCAUUUAUUCGCCGACAGCAUACUAAAUAUUGGCUGAAUCAGUACAUACUGCUAGUAUAGUAGGCGAAUUUGAAAACGGCUUCAGUUACUCAUAAACACUCAUCUCAGAAUUAGGAGGUAGGUCGCCCUCUGCUGGUCACAAGUAAAAUUGCAGAUUUUAGUGAUUUUUUUUCUUCAUUUUUGGAGGCUGGAUCCACUUCGUACACACAGUCCGAGGUUUCUAAUCGUGUUUAUCGUACAUGUAUUUAAGUAACAUUUGGAAAAAAAAGAUCAACCGACCAAUCAUAUCCCACGACCACGGCCAUCUUUGUCUGUAUAUCUCUGUUGAUUGAAACUGUUUUUACUCGGCAGUCUCAGAGCAGCGUUUGUGAAGAAGUAGCUAACUCUCUGUGAUCUUGGGAAGAAUGAAGCUGUUGAUCCUCCCUCGCCCCGCUCUCUCUCUCUCUCUCUAUCUCGGGGGGCGUUUGCUGGAUCUCAACUACACUCCCUAACCCCACCCCCCACCUCCCACCCCCCCUUCUCCCCCCUCCGCCCCCCCCCCCCCCUCCCCCUUUUUACAGUGAACCCAAUGUGCUAGAUGAGUCCCAGGGCCUUCUGCAGGAGGGUAACCUCUCUAGGUACAGUGGGCCUCUCUCUCUCUGUGUCCCAUUGGUGCGUUUCUUGCAUCUGUCCGGGAGGGGCAUCGCCUUGGGACGGCCUCUUCUGAUGGCUGCCUCCUCGUUGAUCACUCAUCCACAUCCAAUCAAAUCGCCUCAAAACGGCCACACCUCCCCCCCCCCCCGUCACUUCUUCCCCCCCACCACCACUUCUCUGUCUCUUCCUCUUUCUGUGUGGGUGCCUGUUUCUAUCCCCCUUUUCCCCCCUUUGAGCUCCACACUGACCCUCAUCUCCUCAGCUCAUCUGCUGCGCUAUCCUAACCAGGCCCCCUCCUCCUCCUCCUCCUCCCCACAUUGAUAAAAAAAGAGGGCCCCCUCCUCCCUAAGUCCCAGGGCCUGCCUCUGUUUCUCCUCUGUGGGUCUUUCAGAGUUGAUGUGCCAUCACCAAAGUCAGCCUCUCUCCCAUCGGUCGCCAUGGUGUUUCAUACUGUUUACGUGUCUCUCAGGCUUCUCGCUGAUCAAAUUGGGCGUCCUACUUUGGAUACCAAUCUGUAGGGGCAAGGGGGAACUGGAGUGGCAACUUUACCUCUCUGUCUAAUUCACCUUUUUCUGAACUAAUCUGCUCAGUCACGUUUGGAUCUGAAAUCAGGGAAUUUAAAAUAAAAACGACAAUUUUUCUAGUUUUCUCCCCUCAGAGUUGCUGCUCCAGCCCCUGCUGCCCCCCUGUUGUGUUUUCAGUGUACAAAUCAUGGCGGCACUGUUUUUCCUGCACUGUGAUUGGCUGUCUUGUAACAUACUGUGUGUGUCGUGUAGUGAGUGAUUUUGGUAGAUUAGCAGCAGAAAAAAAAACAAAAAAAAAACAAGUGUGGCGAGUAGAGGAGCACAUCUGAGGAUACACUCGGACAUCGUUUUGUUUAACUGUGGCGUUUUCUUCUGUGUGUGUUUAUGUGAUUGGUUGAAUCAGGGUCGCCAGCGUGCAGAGUGAACCGGGCCAGCAGAACCUCCUGAUCCAGCCUCCGUUAGGAAGGAAGCGAGGACUCAGACAGGUGAGGACCUCAGGAUAAGCUUUAAAGGGAUAUUCCGGCGUAAAAUUAACCGAGUUUGACACCCCGUCAAGAGAUGAAUGUUGCCGACCGCUUGCUUCUCUAGUGGUUCCCAAUUUCCUUAAUUUUACGCCAGAAUAUCCCUUUAAAAGAUCAUAGACAGUUGCCGAUUUUCAACUCAUGUUUUACUCCUUCCUGCAGCUGCGGCGCCCUCUGCUGUCCAUCCCUAAGACUGAACCGCGCGGUCGAUCUGGAGCCAGACUCUCCACAACCCGCAGGAGCAUCCAGCCCAAAAACAAACCUCUGGGUAAAACUCGAACACCUUCAUCUGUGUGUUUAAAAAAAAGUGAUAAAAACAGUUUUAAAAUAAUCGGAAGGGUGGAGUGAAUCAGUGAAUCUCCCCAGACUUCAGAUCAGACACACAGCGGUCCAAAUGGAGAUGUUUCUGGUGUUUCGAUGUUUGAAGUGUGUGUGCUGACUUGAAGUGACCCGUCCUCCCCUCUCCCCUCUGUCUUUGUUCCAAUGCUGUUUGUUGAUUCACCUGUCACCGGACUGACUCUUCUCACUCUGUUCUGUCUCAUGCCUUUUGUUUCAAAAUAAAGAAACUUUAUUGGACUGUGAAGGUGAGACAUGUACUCGUACCCCUUCCUCUCCACCCUGCAACGGCCCACCCCCCUUUUUCUCUGCAACCUCACCCCCAGUAGGGCGCUCUGCAUGUCUGUCUUGCAACCCCUCCCUCCCCCCCUGCCUCCCCCUCCUGUCCCCUCCUCCCCCUGCCUCCACUCUCUUUGGUGGUGCUACGAGUCAGCGAGUCGCAUAUCCUCGAAGCUCCGCUCUGUUUUGUUUUGACCGUGUGUGCGUUGCUUGUUUGCUCCCCACAGCGCACGGAGACCAAAAGAGGUCAGUGACGUUUACAGAGAGUCAAGGUCAGCAGGCGUCGUCUGCAGGGGCCGGCAAGCCCCCAACCCCGAGCACGGUGGAGCCUCCAGCUGAGGGCAGGAAGGACAGUCCUGCUCUGUCAAAGUCCCCGACUCUGGAGGUGCCGACGUCUGUCUCGUCUGCUACUGUCACUGCAGAUCUGCACAGCCACACCAACCCACAGGUAGAGUUUGGGGCUCAGUAGUAGAAGAGUCCUUACCAUUCAAAACCAUCAAAAUUCUCCUUAUUUAAAGGUGGGGUAGGCAGGAUCUGAGGAAGUGCCAGUUUUUAGGAGAAAUCUUGAAUGUAAACUCUACCGCUCCCAACCAGUUUUCCCCUCAGCUCCUCCUCUCUGCUCCAGCAAGCCCCGCCCACAAACAGACGCUCCUGCUCGCUCGUAUCGUUUCAAUUAAAUUCAGAUAUAAUGCAGAUAAAUACUUCAGAUAAUUACAAAUGGGGCCCAGUCAACGUUAUAGUAAAAGUAUUACCAGCACAAUGUUUGCAGGACUUCCACCACGAGGAUAAAGUGACAUAGUCCAGGACCAGAUGAACAGUUUGGCGGCGUUACAACAAGAAGCAGGUCCCGUUUGACAAGAAACACUUCGGUUACAGGGUCCGUAAGAUUGCUAAGCAACCCCCAUUGUUUAUGCAGAUGUUGACCCGGCUUCUUAGCUAUUGUCCGGUCUACCUCUGAACUCUACUAGUUAACAAGUGAGGCAAAAAAAACACUUGCUUGUGUUACCUGUUUGCUUUUAGCUAAUGCUAGUGAGCUAGCGCGGUUUGAAAUUCCUACUAGUUAAGAUCUAAAUGUCUUUGCUAGUGUCACUGUAUGCUAGCUGGUGUAACUAAAGGACAUUUCAAACUAGUUGACAUUUUUGUAGGCUUAUAGUCAGUUAUGUUAAAAUUGUGUCCAAUCAUAUCUCUAAAUGACAUUUUAGCUUUAACGAGUACAACUAGUUAAUAUUUUAAACCCUACUAGCUAAUAAGUAAGGUGAAAAAAACACCCACUAGUGUUACCUGUUUGCCUUUUGCUGAUACUAGUGAGGUAGCACGGUUUGAAAUUCUUACUAGCUAAGAUCAAAACGCCUUCGCUAGUAUGCUAGCUAGUGGGACAUUUUGGUCUUCACCAGUAAACCAGUUGACAUUUUUAUCGGCUUUUUAAGUGCCCUGUCUUUCCGCCAGUCUCCGGUAUUUACUUAGUUUUAUUGCUUGUGUUUUCCGUAUUUUCUGGUUGGUUUCUACUGUUUGAUGUUGUAGCACGCUAACUUUGUUUGGGCUCGUGGACAUGGAGCGUGCCUCACAACACGAGGGAGCAGCGUCUGCUUCACAACCAAUCAGGUUGGGGAGGUGGAAAAUGGCUUUGUUUACAAUCAGAUUCCUGCCUACCUCACCUUUAACGGAGUAAGAGUUCAUUAUCUGAUGUCUAAUUAUGGAGGUUGAAGCUGUAAAAACUGAAUUCUGUGUCCCAGGUUCCUCCAGCCAUCAGCAGCAAGGAGAAGCGGGAGCAGUGGGGGCUCCGCAGCAGCCUCUCUCCUCCCCCUUCCAUCUCCCGACCCUCCACCCCGACACCCCCAUCUCGAACCUGCUCCCCUCUCCCCCUCUCCCGAACCUGCUCUCCUCUCCCCCUCUCCCGCACCUCCUCCCCGCUCCCUCCUCCGCUCCCCGUACUCAGCACAGCCCCAGCCCCGGGUCCUCCUCCGCCGCCUCCCCUCCCGCCGGCCCCUCUCCUGCCUCCCCCUCCGCCAGGGCCGUCCAGAAUCAGAGAAAGCCCCGGAGACGAAGACACGACGGCUCUGCUUCCCCGCAGCGACACUCUGCUGCAGCUCAGCGACGACGAGGGCACAGAGAACCCCCUCCUCACCCCGCUGCUCUCUCCCUCACCCCGCAGGUCGCCACGCAGAUCCCCUCUUCCUCUGUCUCCUGUGGACCUGGACCUGGAUGAGUCUCACGUUUGAGGAGGGAGUCAGGUGUAUUAUAUUCAUCUUUCUGUAGCCCAAACCAAACCCCAGAGAAAAAUCUGCAAGUUACAGAAAACAGGGAAGCUGUGUCGCACAAAUCUCUAAAUACUUAAGAGCUAAAACAGAAAACGUACGUUUAGACAAUCUGAAAGUACGAGGCUUGAGAGAAAGGGAAUGUACAGACAGAGAAAUGUGGCUUUUUUUGCAAACUAACCCCUGCAGACUUUGUUUAGCUGCUCUCAGUCCCUUUUUUCCUCUCAAACUUUACCAUCCUCUUUAUCCCCUUCUUUCUCUGUAUGUCUCUUAUAAUGUCACAUGAGGGGUUGAAUGUAUCUUACAGCAGCAGUCUACCUUAGCUCUCAUUAUGGAAAAGUGAAGUAACUCGAUUUAUUCCUCCCUGAGAUGAAAGAUUUAUUUUUUACCUACGUCUCAUGUUGGAAAAAGUAUUAAAAAAUCCUCCAAUUUAAAACUUUUUAAAGUUAAAUCUAAAGAAAGCUGACAUUUAUUUAAAAAGAAAUGCUUUAAAGUGUAAAAAAAAAUUGCAAAUAUUAAAGCUAUAUGAAGAGCCAUUCUAAACAUAAGAGGGUAAAUCAGCAAAAAUAAGAUAUUUUAUAUUAAAGAAGAUUAUUGUAAGGGUUGGUGUAAAGUCAAAUUUACUCCUCACAGAGUUUAUUUCUUUUUAUUCUUGAUAUAAAUUAAACAGAAAAGUCAAUUUGACAAGUUAACUGGUCUUACUCUGGCUGCUAAAUCCAAUCACGAAGGAGAGAAAGUACUGACACUACCUUUGAGUUUCUCGGUGCACAUUUUUAAUGACCUCAUAUUCUCAAACUUACGGUAAAUCCAUUUACUCUCAUACAUCUGUGCUGCUCAGCGUCUUGACAGAGUAUUUUAUUAGUGACCAAAGACUGUAUCUUUAUCUUAAUCUUGUGUUUCAGUGAUCUAAAAUAGCACUUCAGCAAAAACACACAUUUACUAAAGACGUCCUCUGCUGUUGUUCUGUGUGUGUGUGUGUGUACACAUGUGUAUGUCUCCUCUUUUUAUUGCAACUAUGAUGAAGCGAUGCAGUAGAUAGCUGUUACCUCGUUGCUCAUUUCAUGCCUUAACAGAGAAAUAUCAACAUGUCUGUCAGAUUUAACAUGUCUGUAUAAACAGCAUAUUUAGUAUUUAUCAGAGUUUAUUGUCUGCUUAAAAAAAAAGAACCUCAUACCUCCAUGAUACGUUAUUUAUUUUUGGAUUAAAACACAUGUUGUUGUAUAUAAAAUGAUAUCUUUAGUGUUAUUAAUUUGAGAUUAAAUCGACAUGAAAUAGGAUAAUUAUGUGCCAUAAUCCACACCAACGCACUGUGAGUGAUUUUGCUUCUCUGCUUUGCGUCAGUUUCCGGCACAGUUUCUCCGACUGUGUGUGAAUAUGUGGUAUUUGUUUGGGUACAUGGGAAGGGAAUAAAGCAGCUUCAGUGACUCAGACCUGUAAAUCAAAUAUUUAUGAUAUGAAAUAAUAAAGAUGUUUUUAGUCAGAGGGCCGUUAAACUGUUCAAUCUGAGUUCCCUUUAAAUGUUAUGUGUCUGUGUCAGAUUAUGUCUCCUUUGUGCUGAUACGAAUAAAACGACAGUAUAUCAGAAUAUGUCUGGACAUAUCUAAAUACAUAAAUAAAUGGAUAUUGUUUACAAUGUU